GGAGGGGAGGGGACAGGGAAGUCGAGGGCGGCGGCGAGCGGCGAUGACGUCAGUGGGCCGCGCCGCCUCGCCCUGGCACGGUGUGAGAGCCCCGGCUAGUGGCGCGAGCUUCGGAAUAAGUGGGAUCCGCGUGCGCGAGACCGAGAUCGCGGGUAAGGAGCUCAGCCCUGGGCAGGAGGAAGCGGGGCCGCGCGCGCGCGCCACAUACCCACAGAGAGCGAGCCUCCCCCGGCCCACCACUCCGGGCAGGUCCACUUGCGUGAGGGGGCGGCGAUGGCGACGGCCGGCAGCCUGCCAUGCCAUCCCUCGAGCAGGCGAGGAGCCCGGGGGCUCCCAGAUGCGAGUCCUCUUCCCACCCUGCUCGGGAGUCCGGAGCACCUGUUCGCGUUCCGGAUCUGGAGUAGGAAAGGGGGGCUUGUGUCUUGUGUCAGAGCUGGACACACUGGGUUGCCUGUACCGGUCGACCUGUGGGGAGGAAUCGGGGUGGGAGUCACGACCGUGAGGCAGGGCUGCCAAGUGUGGCAGAAGAGGACACGGCCGUCGCACCUGUCCUCAGGUAGGAGCUUCUUCCGUGUCGACCUGCUGCCCUAAAGUCGUCUGGUGAAUGCUGAGAGCUCCCUUGCACUGUUGGUCCGCAAAAAGGUUCAAAGAGCCUGUUGGAUCAUGCCAGUCCGGCAUCCUAUUCUCACAGCGGCCAACUAGAUGCCUGUGGGAAACCCGCAAGCAGGACCAGAGCUCACAAGAGCAGCUUCCACCCCCCUCCUGCGAUUUCCAGCAAUUGCUAUUCUGGAAUUGAUGGUGGAGGCACUCCAUGCAUUUGUCUAUUUUUUUAAAGCCAUCCCACGGUCUCCUGUGGGAGAGAGUUCUGCAAUGUAACUACAGUGGUACCUCUGGUUACAUAUGCUUCAGGUUACAUACGCUCCAGGUUACAGACCCCGCUAACCCAGAAAUAGUGCUUCAGGUUAAGAACCUUGCUUCAGGAUAAAAACAGAAAUCGGGCUCUGGCAGCGCGGCAGCAGCAGGAAGCCCCAUUAGCUAAAGUGGUGUUUCAGGUUAAGAACAGUUUCAGGUUAAGAACGGACCUCCAGAAUGAAUUAAGUACUUAACCUGAGGUACCACUGUAUACACUGCGUGAAGAAGUGCUUUCUGUAAUCUGUCCAACGUUCAGCUUCAAGGGAUGUCCACAAAUUCCCAUGUUAUGAGAGAUAACAUCUUUUCUCUAUCCACUUCCUCCAUGCCAUGCAUAAUUUUAUAAACUUCUAUGGUGUCACUUCUCAUCUUUUCUCUAAAGCAUUGUAGCUUUUCCUCAUAGGGGAGUUCCAUCUUCUAGCUCAGCAUUGUCUACGUUGACUGGCAAAGGAUCUCCACGGUUUCAUGCAGGACCUUUGGGGGGCAAGGGGGAAGCCACAGUUCAGUAGCAGAGCAUCUGCUUUGCAUGCAGAAGGUCCCAGGUUCAAUCCCCAGUGUCUCUCGCCCUGGAGAGCUGUUGCCAUUCAGUGUAGGCAUUGCUGAGCCAGAUGGACCAGUGGCCUGACUGUGUAUAAACCAGCUUUUUAUGUUCCUGGAGUAAGCAGAGAUUGAACCUGGUACCUUCUGCGUGCAAGACUUAUGCCCUACCACUGAGCUACGGUCCUUCUCCCAAGAACCUGCAGAGUUCAGUUUCUUGGCAAUGAAGGGGAGGGACUGAUUUUUUUUGUAGUAGCACCUUCUCUUUGAAAUCAUGGCCUUUCCAAAUUAAGGGGACAUGUCCAGUGACAAUACUGUUCACUGGGUCACACAGGCUUAUGUGCAUGGGAUUGUUUCUGGAAUAGACUGGGCUGCAGAAGAAUAACUGUCACUGGGGAAGCAGAGCCUAUUGCAUUUUCAGUGGGUAGAAUUGUUAAACAUUUUUCGAUACACUUUCUAUAAAUGAUGCUUUUGUGUAGUAUUUUUAUUACUAGCAUUUGCCUUUUAUUCAUGUGCUCUUUCCUUAAAUGCUAAAAUACGCAUCUCAAUGAAUUGUUCAUUAAACAUUAACCAACAAGCAAACACAUGUCUUUAAACAUUUUAUAGGGCCAGUUCUGCUUCAGGAGAGUUCUGUCUGAGUGUAAAGCAUUAAUGGCAUUAUAGAUGCAAUUCAGAAUUAUUUACAGAACUGGGAAUUUGGUCUUUUUAAAAACCUUUUUCUUUUUUGCAAUUUAAAAACUGACUAGUUUUUUUGACAACCAAGUAUACUACAAGGGCUCCUUCUCCUGUAAGUUCUCUGUUUUCCCAUUCAGCUGCUCAUUUCUGAAGAUUUGCUUUGCCUGAGCACUGAAUUGUUAUUGUUUUCUGUUAUAGUUAUAUUUCAACUUUAUAUUGAGGACACACUAUGAUGGUAAAUUUUGUCAGUGCUGCAUUUUUCUUUCUCUAUGAGCAAGUCCUUAUUCACAGUGCAAUCCUAAUCAUGUCUACUCAGAAGUAAGUCCUAUUGAAAUUAGUGGAGCUUUCUUCCAAGCAACUAGGUGUUAAGACUAUACCCCAAAUCACUUAAGCUGCAAUCCUAUCCCCACUUAACUGGGAGUGAGCCUCAUUGAACUCUCUGGAACUUACUUUUCAGAAGAUAUGAUGACUCUAACACUAGAGACAUGGUGUGCAGAAUUGCAAUAUAAUAGCAUGAUUGAGAACUCAGAUAUGUACAGUAGUACCUCGCACGACGAAUGCCUCGCAAGACGGAAAACUCGCUAGACGAAAGGGUUUUUUGUGUUGCUUCGCAAGACGAUUUUCCCUAUGGGCUUGCUUCGCAAGACGGAAACGUCUUGCAAGUUUGUUUCCUUUUUCUUAAAACCGUUAAUACAGUUGCGACUUGACUUCGAGGAGCAACUCAUAGCACGCGGUGUGGUAGCCUUUUUUGAGGUUUUUGAAGACUUUGGUGAUUUUUGAAGCUUUUCCAAAACUUUUCCGACACCGUGCUUCGCAAGACGAAAAAAACCGCAAGACGAGAAAACUCGCGGAAUGAAUUAAUUUCGUCUUGCGAGGCACCACUGUAUGUGGAAAAGAGUUGUGUUUGAAAUUAGCCAGGUGCUAGGCGCAUUUUGCACCUGGCUAUUGACCACUUGCAAUCAAGUGAAGAUGCUUGCGUGCCAGGAUGAUGCCUGACAUCUCCACCAUCUGGGGAUGCAUGCAUUGGAUUAUGACUGCUUUCACACACUAUUACCAUAUCCUGUAGAAUUCUAUCUAUUAUAUUUUAGCUGCACAAUCAGAAUGAAUUUCAGAAACCCAAAUGCUUUUUCUGUGCAGCCUGAGCAGGGGUGAGCCAAGGCUUGCACCCGGGGAGGUUACUUUGGUGCUGCUAAUGCAAAUAUUUUACUUCAUUCCCUGCCCCCACUCCAUUGCCUUGUGUAUAAGCUUAACAUAUUAACACCUCAAGGACAAAGCUUGCUGCUUCUGCCUCAACCCUGAGUCUGUAAGGACAGCAGGGCUCUGCAGGCUGUGUUGUGUAAGUUUACACCUUUCUUUAAUAAAGCACUAGAACUGACCAUUCUAGCGAUUUUGACAUCCUUUUGUAUCCCUGCACAAGCUCCUCACACAGUCCCUACACAACUGCAGAUGUGUGCAUAGUCACCUGAGAAUACAUCUCAUUGAACUCAGUAGCACUUGCUUCAACAGUAUAGAGGUAUAAAUAAGAAAGCUUGCAUAACUUUUUUGAAUAGUUUUCUGUAAAUGUUUGCCUUUUGUAUACAUUGUGAGCCUAGUAGGACAGUUUUGUUUGCUUCCCAGUUUACUUUUAAUUAUGCUAAAAUUGUUUUCCCUUCUAAAUUUGACAAAGUUGUAUUUUUGCAAUCUUGUUAACGAAACAUUGAGGUUCUAUUAUUUCUGUUUAUUUGUAAUCAGAUAUUUGGGUCACUGUAAUUCACAUUUAAAAAGGGGAAGACUUUUGAGAACAAAUUUAUGUUCUGUGAAAAAUAACUAAUUACAAUUCUCUGUUCAGCAGAAUUGCUUUUUUGUGCCCACUGAAACAGAUGCCUAAAAAAAUGCAAAUAUGCCUGGAAAAUUCCUCCUUCUGUGUGUUAAUGCUGAAGUUCUGUAGUCCAGGCUUUCAUUGAAACAUAGAACAUUUGGAGAGCAGAUUGGGAGCUGAAAAAUUAUAAAUGGAACUACAGUGGUACCUCGGGUUACAUACGCUUCAGGUUACAGACUCCGCUAACCCAGAAAUAGUACCUCGGGUUAAGAACUUUGCUUCAGGAUGAGAACAGAAAUUGUGCUCUGGCAGCGCAGCAGCAGCAGGAGGCCCCAUUAGCUAAAGUGGUGCUUCAGGUUAAGAACAGUUUCAGUUUAAGAACAGACCUCCAGAAUGAAUUAAGUACUUAACCCGAGGUACCACUGUAGUUUCCUUAAGAAAAUGUAACAGGGAAAGUAUUUGAUAUUGUGAUUGUAUAAGUAGGUAAGAUUUCUGUUUGAUGUUUUUGGAGUUGAGGCAGCUGCUUCUGAUUCAGAUUUUGCUCUGUGUAUUGUGCUUUGGAGGAGAGCAUUUUUUAAAAAAAAUAUUGGUAUUUGUAAAUGCUUUUCAUAUUUGUUAGCCACCUUGAACAUUUCAUGGAAUGGCAGAGAAGUGUUAAGUGGUGCAGGAUGUUUCAGUGUUUCAGAGGCUUCUUGCUGCGAGGGAAACUUGAAUCGUUUGCUUAUUUUCUCUUUAAUAUGUGUGACUCCAGUUCUAAAAAACUGCACGUAUUAUUUGUCUUUGUGGAAUUAAACCAAUGCCCCAUCUGUACCUUACAUUUAAAGCAGUAUCAUACAUGUAUCCAUGGAUUUCAACAAGUCUACAGUAAGCAUGUCUAAUGUUGGCUUUCACUCUAUAUUCUCAGUCUUCAUAUGAUAUAUAGUGGUUCAAUUAAAUAUUGAUUUAAAAUCUUGGGUUCAGUGAAUACUUAAAUUUCCAAAUACAGUAACAGGUGAAGUUGCCAUAUAGAAACUCAGAUAUAUAAGCUAGGCAGCAAAUAGCUCCUUAAACUAGGGUUAGUCACCAAACAGGAAUGCCUAGUUGCCAUUUUUGGGCAAGACAACUUGAAAAUUGUAUUUUUCAGUAUGACUUUUUGGUUCCUGAAAUUUAUUCUGCUUGUGCAGAUAAGAUAUCAUGGAUAGAAUUCUACAGGAUGUGUUUCUAGUGUGUGAAAACAGUCAAGAUCCAAGGAUCCCCAGGCAUGCAUCUCCAGAUGGUGGAGACAUCAGGCACUAUCCUGGUGAAUUUUAAAUGCUGCAAUAUAGAAUAGUUAAAUAGUGUAUAUACUUAUGCUGAUGGGUUUCUCUUGAAAUAUCUUUGGCAGAUUUUCAUGGAUCUCAAUAGUGCCAGUAGCAUUGUUCUUCAGGUCUUGACCCAAGCCACCAGUCAAGAUACCGUUGUGCUGAAACCGGCCGAGGAACAACUAAAACAGUGGGAGACACAACCAGGGUUCUAUUCAGUAUUGUUGGUAAGUCUUAAGUCAUUAUUGCAUCCUUCCCCCCCCCCCCCCUUCACUCCUCUGACUUCUUUCUUGGUCAAGAUAUAUAUUGCUCACCCCAAUGUAUAGAUAUAUAUAUUUAAAGGCAAAGGUGCUGUUUCUUGUAGCAGUUAAUCAAUUUUCAGCAGAGUUUUAGCAUUGGGGAAGGUAGACAUUAGGGCUUAUGGAAGCUAUUUUGUCUUUUUACUAGAACCUCAAGGUCCACCAACUGAGAUGCAGAAUUUAAUUAUUUGUUUUUGCAGAUUUACAGGAUACCUGCAGUCCACUCCUGCUGAUUUGGAGCAAUUAUAAGUAACUAUUAAAUGCCUGCCAUUUGUGGACUGGAUAGGAAGUGGGCUGGAUAGGAAGGAAGCUUCCUAACUUAUUGUAAGGUUUGAGGCUGACACAAUCACAGGCAAGAGGGCUCAGUACUUCUCUUUCCUCUACCUCUGCACUCAAUGUGACACCAUCCCUAAUUCCUCAUCUUCAAGGCUGGGUAUGUUUAACCUGGAAGAGAGGAGAUAUGAUAGCCACCUCCAAAUAUCUUAAGGGCUGUCACAUGGAAUAGGGAACAAGCUUAUUUUCGCCUGCUCUGGAGGGUAGGACUCGAACUAAUGGCUUCAAGUUACAAGAAAGGAGACUCCAACUAAACAUAUGGGAAACUCUGGCAGUUAGAGCUGUUCGACAGUGAAACAGACUCCCUCGAGAGGUUGUGGACGCUCCUUCCGUGGAGGUUUUUAAGCAGAGGCUGGAUGGCCAUCUGUCAUGAAUGCUUUAGCUGAGAUUCCUGCAAUUCAGAGGGUUGGACUGGAUGAGCCUUGGGUGCCUUCCAACUCUUACAAUGCCAUGAUUCCUUGAUAAGACUGACAUGGGCCUUGAAGCUAAGGAACAAGAGGGUGGGUAGCAGUGCAAUCCUGUACAUGUUUACACGUGAGUAAGUUCCAGUGUCUUAAGUGGGGCUUACUGCCAGGCAAGUGUGCAUAGAAUUGUGGCUCAGUACAUAUUGACAUUAUUUCUACAUAUAUCUAUAUACAAUGCUUGGGCCUCACUCAUUCACUGACAGAGAUAUCAAAGGGGGGAUAAUUUUAAGUCUGAAAACAGUAUCUUUCUUUUACGCCCCUUGAAAUUCAGAAUACACCUGCCUCAUCUAGGGAUCAGCAGUGAGCAUGUCCAGCCAGACCUGAAAUAGAACGGUGGGCUUCAGAAGUUCAGUCUUCAGCAGAUGAUUGAAAUCGGCAUUAAUAGCAAGUGGCACAGUGGCUCCACUUGCAUGUAAAACUAAAGCAUAACUCAUGGUUUAUUAGACAAUGCUGUGUGGGCUAGUGCACAAAGUCUGAGCUUUCCAGCUUCACUCCUCUGUUCUGCAAGUGGGUCCACAGACCAUGCAGAGGGUACCUUAGCGUUGCAUCAAAACAUAGGCUCCUGGCUUGCUUUGCCCUGACACAUCGUUAUUGCUAAGCCAGUGUCAAGGCCAUGGCUUCAAUUUGGCUUGCGGCUGCAGUUUGUUUGCCAAAGCAAACUGUGGUCUCAGGUUCAGACAUAAUGCUGAGUUCAGCUCUUUUGGAAAGGAGGAGGGAAGCAGAAGUAUUUGGCUGCUUGCACAGCCUUUGCCUACCUGGUGCCCUCCAGCUGUUUUGGACUACAACUUCCAUCAGCCUCAGCUAACACGGGUGUCCUGGCUGGGGCUGAUGGGAGUUGUAGUCCAAAACUGCUGGAGGGCACUAGGUUGGCUGAUCCUGUCUUAGCAUUAUGUGCAAACAUGACCAGUCUUUCCUGCAUAUUUAGAUACUCCUUGGGUGAAACAAAAACCUACAGUUGCAAAAACUGAAGGUGAGGAAGGAAGCACACUUGCUUUUCUAGUUUACUCUGACCUAAGUCCUUUCCAGCAAAUGAGGGAAUUUAUUUGUUUCCAAUUAACAAAGCUGAAUUUGCCCUCAGACCUUAAAAUUUGAAUGUCUUUCUACCUCUUCUAAUUAAGAGCAGCUCCAAGGCUACUUAUGUUAAUUCAUUUAAUUGAAUAAGAAUUUAACGUGGCUCACAUUUCAUAAGAUGGAAACAGAGUUUGGACAGAUGAUUUAUUGAUGUGAUAGCUGAUGGCGUGGAAUAUUAAUUUUUAGCAAUGUUAUAUAAAAGACAGAAUUUAGAAUCAUACACCUCACUGCGUGCAGACAUAAUGAUAAACUGCUGGUGCAUGCUGCUCUCUUGCGCCUUGAAAAUUGGAUAUAAAUAAACUUGACUUUACAUUGCAUCCAAACCAGGGAUUGUGGCUUGUUUCUGCCUAACAAUCCCCCAUUUACUAGUCAUCCUUAAGCCAUGUUGCUUUAAUGGACUCUGACUUGUUAGUAUACUAUGAUCUUUAUUGAGGUGCAAUAGGUAGCCAAGUCUUCAUGGUUUGUUAUUCCCACUCAUACCUGGGGAAGAGUGAGAGCAAUUGGGCAGCAUAUACUAAUGUGUUGCUUGAUUAUAGUUAACCAUGAAAAGUCAGAAACCCUAGCAUAUUUUAAGUGUUAACUUGGUCUCUGUGUGCAAGAAUCCUAAUGUUAGCAAUGCUCUCCUUAAUUCUGUUAAAAUUUCAUUAGGCAAAUUGAUGAAAUGGAUGGUGGCGAUUUCAGCCCAACUCAGUUACUAAUUACUGAGUGUUGUGAGCUUCCUUACAAGCCAGGAUCUUAACUUCAAACCAUGGUUUAAGAUCCUGGCUUGUUCAGGAGCAAGUAACCAUAGUUUCCCGGUUUGAAUGAAACAUGAAGCUGUGGUUAAUAAGAGACUUCCCAUUUUAAUGACAACUGUGCUGAAGGGGCUGUGUGAGAAAGAGAGCUUAAUAUGCCAAGGUACUGUAGCCUGAAGCAAGCCUCUGAAUUUGUUUAACAAAGCUUGCUCAUUUUGCUGAAUAAUGUCUAUGUUCUCUCCUUUUGAUGUGCAGACUAAUGGUCUUUUGAUAAUUCUGCCUUCUGAUUUGGAAAGUGCUGGAUAUUGGGCCUAUUUUUGCCACAUUUGAUAGGAAUUUAUUUGUGGUUGCUUGUAUGAGAACUGGGGGAUGUUUCCAUCCUUCUCAUGUGUGAUUAUAUAGUGGAUGGAUGCAUAGGCUGCAUCUACACUGCUGUGUCUUCAAAAGCCAGCAGGCAGUUAGUGCUUCACUGCAGAGCUUACAGCCUGGGAAAAUUCCACUUCACACUGAGAUGCUUGUAGUUGAUCUAGUUUUUGGAAUUAGUCCAGUGUUGUGUCCAUUAAAACAUGAUGGCCGGGAGAGAACAUAAACCAGCUUGUUGAUGAUGCUGAGUGAGGAAGGGAAUGAAAGUGUUGGCCUUAUUGCUUUGGCCACAUCCAGUAUGAAUUGGUUUCCAUUAUAGAGUCCCCCCAGCCCUUUUAAAUGCCACUGCAGUAGAUUGGAUAUUAAUUACAGUAGGCAUCUGUAAUAUGAGUGAGGAAUGAGGCAGAGACUGGGGCUCUCCAUUGUUUUCCCCAGCCUAUGCCAUGUUCUCAGAUAUUCUCUUCCCAGAGGUAUUGAGUGGCAUACAGCAACUUAAAUUAAAAAAAAAAAAAUACAAUGCUUAAACUCUGCAUAUUCUUCUGCUGGGGGUCAGGCUAAAAUGUAAAAGCAGAUUAUGUAUUUCCUGGUCAAAGAUGAUGACUAAAUUCACAUUACAUCCAAUAUUGCUUGUGUUAAAACCUUAUUUUCUAUCAACACAGUUUAGUAUAAUAUGGAGGCUUCCAACCAUUAUGCCAUUCUCCAGUGCUAAAAUGAUGUGUACUAUAGAGAGAGAGAGCUAUGUUUAACUCUAUACUUCUCUUCCAGAAUAUCUUCACAAAUCACACCUUGGAUGUAAAUGUGAGGUGGUUAGCUGUGCUUUACUUCAAAAAUGGAAUUGACCGCUAUUGGAGACGUGUGGCACCACAGUAAGGAACACAUUACUGUGCUCUUAUUUUGCUAUAUAUAUUCUUUUAAAAGUUGCAGUUAUGAGAAACGUUUGUGGUUCAGACCAGAUUGAAGACUUUAUAACAGGGGUUGGCAACCUAAGGCCCAUAGGCCAGUGGCAGCCCAUGGGGCUUGUCUAUCCAGCCCAUGGUGACCCCUGCAGCCCUCUGCCACCCGCUCUUACCGGCGCGGUGUGGUGCAGGGACCGACUUCCGGGUUGAUGGCGCCUGUGCGCAUGUGCAUGGGUGCUCCUCUGACCUGGAUGUGAGCCAGAAAUAGCAUGUGUGCACGCAUGCGGGACGGAGAAGCGCCCGUGCACAUGUGCGCACGCUAUUUCUGGUGCACAUCUGGGUCAGAGGAGCUCCAGAAAUAGUGUGUGCGCACGGGCGCUCCUCCGACCCAGAAGAGUGCAUGUGUGCACACGCUCCGGCCCAUCCUCCGACGGACGGAACGUGGGCCGGCCCAUCGUUUGGUAAGCUUGCCAACCCCUGCUUUAUAUCCUAUCCUGUAUAUCCCUUUAUGCAGUUUACCAAGGGAGAGAUUCCUCUAUUCACUUCAGAAUUCUCUAGCUCUUUCUGUUCUGAACCAGUGUUAAGACUUGUGUGGAGAUCAAUGGCUAACAAUAAUUAGGGCUUGCUUUUACAAAGGGUUUGGACACCAACUUCAAACCCAAGUUAACAAUAAGCUCUGGUUACGACUGUACUGAUGCAAGCCUGUGCCAUGUUUAAUACAGGGCUAGGGGCAGGGGGAAAUUGCUGCAGAGACAUUAGGCAAAUGCCAUCACUAUAUUCUUUUAGACAUUAAUUGAAAACUUUUCUGUUUUGGCAAUCCUAUGAUUUAAUUGAUUAUAUAUUUUUUUAAAGUUUAAUUGAUUUUUAUCUGUGUUUUUAAUGAUUAUGUAUCUUUGCUUUAAAUUUCUUUGUGGAUUUUAACCAUUUUUCCCCUGCGAUUGUAUUUGUAUGCUGUUUGGAGAAUUCUUUGAUGAAGUAGUUUUUACAUUUUAUUAAUAAAUGAAAAUUAGCUUCUCCUGUUUGUUUUUUACAUCCUUGUUUUCAUCCGUUCCUAUAACUUUAGGUUGGUAUCUUUCAUAGGACUAAAUAUUUAAUGCAACUUUAUGCACUUUUAACUUAAUUUGUGACAUGUAUAUGGGGGAAAUAUGUUGGUAGAAGAAUUCUGACAUUUUCUGAAGGUAGUUAUAGAACUUGGUGCAAAUAUAUUUUAUUACUACAUAGAAUUUAUUUCUCUUAUUUCAUGGGUUUAGAUAGCUUCACAAAUGUUAUCUAAGUAAUCAGAUUUUUUUUAGUGGUGGAGGAAAAUGGCUAAAUUAUAAACCUGUUUGUGUGACACUCCUGUGUGGGGAAUAAAUAUCACUUCUACAUUCCUGCAGAUGUCAGUAUUGCAUCACAUGAGCAGCUUCCCAAAGGCUUUUUAGUUUUUGUUUCUUUCAUUUUCAAUAUCCACACAAACCCUUAUGCUUAAAGUGCUAUAGGAAAUAUUGCACCUGGUUAUACCUGUAAGGUGAAUGUAUCCUUUUCCAUUUUCUGUUGUGUUAUGCAUUUUCACAGAUGGAAAAAUAUUCCGCUUGCCUAAAAAGUGACAAAUCUCUUAAUUCCCCAUGGACUUCCACAAAUGUAUUUAUACACGGCACAGAAACAUUUCUUAAUGCUAACAUUUAAAUAUGACCCCUAAUGCUAGUUAAAUUCCUAAAAUACUUUGAUAGUUUUUGAAAGCUUGGUUUCUUAGCUACGAUCCUGAGAAAAAUAAGGGGGGAGCCACAUAGAGUGGAAGUUUCUUUCUCAAUAGCAGCUACACCUUAUUCCACGUUGCCAUCUGAUUUUAAAAUUCAUCUGAGUCUUUUGUGCGAAAGUUUGCAGACAUAGCCCAGGAAAGAAAAAGAGACUGGCCUCUUGAAUAAUUAAGCUUUUUAUCAACUUCAUUAUGUUACAGAUUACUGAUAAAAUGUAAAACUUUUCAACUGUCCCUUCAGUUAAUCAAACAAUCAUAUUAUUUGUAUGCGGCCUUUCCAAAGUUAAAAGCAGGCUCAAGGUGGCUUACAACAUAUAAACAAUAACAGUGGUACCUCGGUUUUCGAAUGUAAUCCGUUCCGGAAGACUGUUCGAGUUCCGAAACGUUCGAAAACUGAAACUCAAUAGCCGACAGCUAGGCUUCAGGAUCUCGCACACAGCGGAAGCCGCGUUUCCUGUUCGACUUCAGAGACGUGUUUGAAAACCAAAGCAUUUACUUCCGGAUUUACAGCAUUGAGAGUUCCGAAACGUUUGUCAACGGAGACAUUCAAAAACCGAGGUACCACUGUAGAUAACUACAAACAUAACAUAGUCAUAACCAAAACUUCAAAAAUACACAACCAAAGUAAUAAUAAUAAUAAUAAUAAUAAUAAUUUAUUUUUUAUACCCCACCCAUCUGGCUGGGUUUCCCCAGCCACUCUGGGCAGCUUCCAACAAAACACUAAAAUGCAAUAACCUAUUAAACAUUAAAAGCUUCCCUAAACAAGACUGCCUUUAGAUGUCUUCUAAAAGUUUGGUAGUUGUUGUUUUUUUUGACAUCUGGUGAGAGGGCGUUCCACAGGGCGGGUGCCACUACUGAGAAGGCCCUCUGCCUGGUUCCCUGUAACUUGGCUUCUCGCAGCGAGGAAACCGCCAGAAGGCCCUCGGUGCUGGACCUCAGUGAACAAUUUCUACAUCAAUAAUAAGAUCCAAAAUAAAGAUACAGCUUUUAUUCUCACUUGCUGACCUAUAUGAGCAUAGCAAGCGAAACCUGUGCAUUCCUCCUUGGGUAUCGUACAGUUGGAUCUGAAGGUAUCUUCCACUUCUGGAAGGACUGUUUUACUCUUGCUGCUAUUCCAGGGGAAAAGUGGAACUACACCCAACUAAUAUUCUUCAGCUUGAGCAGGAAACAUGUAAGAACUGCAGUGGAACCUCUUGCGUCAACACUUAUGCAAGCUCUUGUACAAGUCUGUAGAAUAGUGCUAAUAGCUAUUUUCUUUCAGCACAUGGUUCUUUGGAUCCAAUCUGUAGACUUUAGGUUUGUCUCAAACAUUACUGGAAAAUAUGUGUCAUUCUUCCAGUAUUCUUGCUAAGCAGAAGAAACUCUCAAAACGUUUAGAUAGUAAGAAAUGAGAAGUUGCAUCUAUUAUGUGUAUUUAUUUCUUUAAAAACAGUGCUCUUUCAGAAGAGGAGAAAUCUACAUUACGUGCAGGGCUUAUUGCCAAUUUCAAUGAGCCAAUAAAUCAGGUUAGUGAUUAUUAUAAAAAAAAAUCAUAUUAACACUCUAAGGCUGUAUCUUGUAAUUUUAAAGUUUAACAUUAGAAUUAAGUGGUUUUGGGAUGAUUAUUAUUUUUAUAAAAGAAGCCUAUUAAAUGAAGAAAUAAUUCCUGCUAAAUCUCAGAGAGAUGAUAUUAUUAAUGGUGGUAAAUUAGCAUAGCCAGCAAGUGUAUCCAUUGUGCAUGUAGAAGACAAGUCAGAGAUUUGUAAGGUUAAUCAUUUUUACUCUUCGUUUUCUGUUCCUAAUUUUCAAUAGAAUUGUUGGCAGAACAAAACCUUAGCAUCUAAGUGACUUAUUUUGCAGGAUGAUGGCCUACUUUUAUCAGAUUUAUCACCUGAUCUGAGAAAGUGGCAGCUGUCAGGUGUUAGGUGCAUUUCUAGACAAUUGAAUGUGGGGCAGCACAGCCUUAUCUGUGGGGUGAGAUGGGCAGGAUGAUAAAGUGUUCAAGCUGGAGAUAGUUGAGUGUGAAGUUUGUUGGAGCAAAGAUAGGCAAGAAAAGACUCUUGCAGAAAAGGCAACCAAAAUUAUUAAGGGGGUGGGGCAGUUCCCUCAUGAGGAAAGGUUACAAAAUUUGGAGCUUUUCAGUUUUGAGAAAAGUCAUGUAAGAGGCAACGUAACAAAAGUGUAUACAAUUAUUCAUGGUAUAGAGAAAGUCGGUAGAGAUAAGUUCUUAUAAUGCUACAACUCAUGGACAUCACCUGAAGCUGAGUGUUUGAGGUUUGUCUAUGUAGAUAAAUUGUGGAAUUUGCUCCCACAAGAGUAGUGAUUGCCAGCAGUUUAGAUGGCUUUCAAAGAUUAGACAAAUUCAUGGAGGAUAAGAUUACCAGUGGCUACUAGCCCUGAAGGCUAUGUUCUACCUCCACAGUCAGAGGCAAUAUGCCUCUGAAUAUCAUUUUUUGGGGGAAUCACAGGUCAGGAGAGUCCUGUUGUGCUCAGGUGCUUCUGACAGGCUUCCCAUAGGCGCUUGGUUGACCACUGUGAAAACAGGAUACUGGACUCAAUAGACUUUCCAGAUGAGGAAGGAAAAAAUCCUAUGAGCUGGGGAGACCCAAAAGACCCCAUGAGGACUGAGCAUGCUCAGUGGCCAUAGAAUACUGACUGACUUCUGGUGCAGUGGAAAUAGGAAACUGGAUCAGAGCAGGAAAGGAAUGACUGAUUGGAACAUUCCUUGUUCUUAAAUCUUAAAUUUUGAAUUGAGUUAAUUUAUCAGCUUUGCAAAAUGUUGGCUGAAAUUUCAUCAGAUGUGUGAGGCUAUUUAAAAUGGAAACCAGUCACUUUAACCAGGACUGACUCCCUUUUGGAUUGUGGCCAUAUGCGCCUGCUGUCUUAACUGCGUUUCCUUUGGUUGCCUUUGCAGAUUGCCACUCAGAUUUCUGUGUUGAUUGCCAAAGUCGCGAGGCUGGAUUGCCCUAGGCAGUGGCCGGAACUCAUUCCCACUCUUGUCGAAUCUGUUAAAAUUCAAGAUGAUCUUCGACAGCACAGAGCUCUACUUACCUUCUACCACGUCACAAAGACUUUGGCAUCUAAACGGCUUGCUGCAGAUAGAAAACUUUUCUAUGAUGUAAGUAUCCCUUCCAAUAAUACAGUCUUUGAGUCAGAUUAGUUUCUCCUAUCAGGCAUGCUAUUUCAUUUCUUCUGAUCCCCACAUUUUAGAAGAGAGUAAUAUGACAGCAGCAUGCAACUGGGAACACAGGAAGCUGCUGCCCAAGGGAACUCCAGUUUGAAAGUAUUUCUUUUUAACCUUUGUUGUAGUUGAUGACAGCCUGCUGGCAAAAUGUGUCAUUUUGAUCAAGCGCUCCUUUACAGCGCAAUAUCAGACAACUCAGUCAAUUUAAUGUAAUGUUUCCCAGUCUCCUGACCACGAUGAAACGAUCCAACCUCCUCCUCUGCUGUUGAAUCCCCCUACUUCCACUGUCAUUAUCUAGUGGUUAAAGCAACGGCCUAGACCCUCGUAGACCAGGGUUCAAAUCUCCACUCAUCCAUGAAGCUCUCUGGGUGAUCUUGGGCCAGUCAUUGUCUCUCAACUUUACCUACCACACAGGAUUGUGAGGAUAAAAUGGGUUGAGAUAUACUGUAUUUUUCACUCUAUAGAACGCACCGGACCAUAGGAGGGGGAGAACAGGGGGAAAAAUUCUCCCCCUCUCUGCUCGGCGCCCCUUCAGCGAAGCAACAAGAGAAACGGAGCCCCUUCCAUUUCUCCUCCCACUUCGCUGAAGGGGCGCUGCGCAGAGAGGGAAAACUGUGCAGCACCUCUCCAGCGAAGCGAAGCCUGGAGAGCAUGAGGGAUCGGUGUGCACCGACCCCUCUUGCUCUCCAGGCUGCAGGCGGCUAUCCGCAAGCCUUCGGAGCACAAGGGGAACUCCUGCUGCGUUCUGAAGGCUUGCGGAUAGCUGCCUGAAGCCCCCAGAGCGCAGCGGGAGUUCCCCCUGCGCUCCGGGGGCUUCAGGCGACUUCAGCGAAAGCAACGCGAAGCCUCCGGAGCGCGGGGGGAGCUCUCCCUCUGGGCUUCGGAGGCUUCGCGCUGCUAUCGCUGAAGCCAAGGAGCCUGCAUUCGUCCCAUAGGACGCACACACAUUUCCCCUUAAUUUUUGGAGGGGGAAAAGUGCGUCCUAUAGAGCGAAAAAUACGGUAAAUGUAACAAAGAAAUAAAAUUGUGUCUGCACCUUGGUUAACAUAAACCAGCAGCUAGCUAUAAACCGUCAUUUGAAACCAGCUUCAAACUAUCGUUUUCUGUUCCACUGUAAGUUUUUCCCCUCACUGCAGACGUAAUGCCACGGUUGCUGUUGAAGUGGAAUUGGGAGGAGACGGCGCACAAAACCCUCAGUGCACUUUACAAUUGCUGCUAAGAGAAAUGGGAAGGCUUGCAUUAUUUUCAGGGUCAGGGUGAAUGUAUUUGGAUUUUAUUUGUUUCGUAUGUAAAGGAUGCACCCUUUUCUUUCUAAUACACCUGGUGUUUCUUAACUAGGAAAGCAGCCUAAAAUAUUUUAAAUGAAUAGCUAAAUAAAUCAUCUUCAGAUCUUGAACUUCAUACACACCAUACAUUUAAAGAACAUUCUCUCGCCUCAAGAAUCCUGGGAACCAGUUUGUUAAGGGUGUUGGAAAUUUGUAGCUCUGUAAGGGGAUAAACUACAGUUUACAGGAUUUCUGACAGGGUGUGUGUGUUUUAAAUGUGUGGUGUGUAUUCAACCAAAGAACACAUCUUACUUUGCAGGCAGUCCUCAGUCAUGGUUUAGAUUCAGAUGCAGCAUAACUAAGGAAAACAAGCCAGGUUUAGGUAUUAUUCUUACACACAUUAUACCAGUAAAGGUGAUCUUUUCUAUUUAAUAGAAACUGCGACGUGGUUCUGAAUUAAGCAUUAAUAGUUAUGAUAUUGUAUGCGAGCUUAUGUUCCUGUUCUGUUAUUUGGGGACUAAAACAAGCCUUUUCUCUGGCUUUAUAUUUCUUUAACCGUACUUUUUCGAAAUGAUAAACCCCAUGUAAGAAGCUUAAUUUUGAUGAGCCCAACACAAAGGUUUACAGUGGGAAUACAUAAUAUUUUUUUAAGGGCAGUGAUAUUGAACAGUCUGGAGCACAAUGUACAGGACAGCAGAUGGGAUUUCCUCCCAUGAGAGGGUGUGUGUAGAAUCUUUGAUAUGUAGAAAGCAUGCUGAUAUUCCUGCAGAAUAAAAAGAAAACCAAUCUAUUUUCUGGAAAAGCAAUUGCAUUUUAAGACAAAUUGGGUUAUGUCUGAAACAAAAGUACUUGCACAACAUUUUUUUAAUUUACAGCCAUCUGUCUCCAUCUUGCAGUGUUCUGAGAUAAUUUAAAUAACUUUGGGUGGGGGGAAGUUUAAUUAAUUUGAAUUUUGCUUAGCUGUGUUUCUGUCAUUAUCAUAGUUUUAACACAGUGCUUAUACCCGGAAUAUUUUUUCAGCUUGUUUAAGGACUAGCUUGUACUUUGUCAUGUACAUUUUGCUAAUCACUACAGCUGUUUUCAUAGUACAGCAUAUAGGCUCACCUUCAGAAAUGUAUAUGUUAACGUCUGAGUUCUGUGUGUGUCAUUGUGUACAUGACUGAAAUCUUAAUGACAAAGGCCCAAUUCAGAUAAUCAUUUUCUAAACCAUAGCUUAGAUGAUUGAGAACCACGUGUUCACCUUUCCUCCUUCAUAUGUGACAGGACAGAGCAAGCCACAACUUCGUGUCACAAACCAUGGUUAGCCUUGCACUUCCAUACUCCUCAUCCCCACCCCUUCGCAGGUUAGACAGCUGAGCUUUUACUUUUAGAAGCCACGGUUUUGUGCCACAUGUGAACUCAAGGAACUGUGGAUUGUUCUGAUCAAGUACAGUUACAACAAAACAGGAUAUCAAGUUUGAUCCUGGUACUGUUUUAACUGAUUAUGUUUAGAACAAACCUCAACUCCCUGAAUUCAUGUCCCUGAACUCCCUGUCUUCCACUGCCUCCCGCAGUUUGGUCAAACUCAUGCUGGUAGCUUCAAGAACAUUGUCCAACCAUCUCGUCCUCUGUCGUCCCCUUCUCCUUGUGCCCUCCAUCUUUCCCAACAUCAGGGACUUUUCCAGGGAGUCUUCUCUUCUCAUGAGGUGGCCAAAGUAUUGGAGCCUCAGCUUCAGGAUCUGUCCUUCCAGUGAGCACUCAGGGCUGAUUUCCUUAAGAAUGGAUAGGUUUGAUCUUCUUGCAGUCCAUGGGACUCUCAAGAGUUCAUAUGUGAUGCAAAAUUGUGGUUUGCUUUAAAACUGCAAUUGGAACCUUUCACUCUCCUACCUGCAGAGGAGUGGGGAAGGGGGAGUGUUAAAGGCCAAGGCUCACCAUGGUUCAUUGCUGAUCAUCAAAACCACAUGGUUUAUGAUGAUCUGAACUGGGACAAAGUCUGCCAGUGAGUUUAGUAAAAUGUCAAACUCAGUAGAAGUAUUCACAUACACUGAUGUUUGUCUCAAUUCUGUUGAAAAGAAAACAUUUUCUCUCUCAAUGUGAGACUGGAUGUGGCUCGAUUUUAUUUGCUGUGUGCAUAGGAAUAUGCAUAAUUUUCUUUGGCUUGUUUCAGACUAAGAACAAACUGACGUGUUCCAUAUUUAUGUAAAAGCUCCAAAUGUUCAACCAUUGUUAAGUGAUUGGAAUUGAUUCUCGUCACAACCAUGUUUCACAUUUCACUUUUGGGAUCUGGUUAGUUUCAACAGUGUUUAAGAUAGGUUGUUCCCUUAAAGGCAUAGAGGAGACUUUAGUGAGAAGAAAGGAGCACAUGAUCAGAACUGUUUUAUUUUUUAAAAUAUUUAUUUAUUUCCGAUAUUUAUAAACUGCUUUUCACCACAGAUGAUUUUCCAUCACCGUAAAAAAUACACUAUUAAGAACAGUUUCAGUUAAAACAGUCAUGAGUGAAGCUGUAUUCCAAAAAACACUUAUUAAUAAAUAAACCCCUUUGAGCUCACUGAGACUUAUUGUACUUUGCAUUGUGCUGCUGUGUCCUAAUAAAUCCAUUGGAACAAGUUAGUCAUGACUACCUUAAACGCCAUUACUUUCCGUGGGAUUUAGGCAUGAUUAAUAUAGUUGGAUUGGUUCACUGUGUUCUAUUAACAAGAACUAUUUUGACUAGUAAUUUAUUUAUUUUUUACAUUGCAGUUAGCUUCUGGAAUUUACAGCUUUACCUGUUCCCUGUGGAAUCACCAUACAGAUACAUUCCUUCAACAGAUUUGUACUAAAGAUGAAACUGCUAUGAGCAACUCGCUAGAAAGAACUCUUUUAUCACUGAAAGGUAAUUAACAAAAUGUGUCAGAUCAGUAUGAAUGUGCACAGUAAGGUGGGCUUUCAAAUUUUUUACUAAUGGAGUAAGACAUUCUGUGUCUUCAGAGAGUUGCAUUUGCAUAGGGAUCAUAAGAGAUUUUAUUUUAUUGGUGUCAUUCACUGGUUGCUGAGGGCUAUGCAAAAUUCUUUCCAGCACUUGGUGCUUUUCUAGACUGGUCUCGGAAUACAGAUUUAUGUUAAUUUUGAAAGCCCAGGAUUCCUAAGAGCAUUUUGUAUGUCUCUCCUACAGGGCCAGGUAAAAUUGAGCCAUUCAUAUUUAUACUGGUAGGAUGUUCCAUCCAAACACUCUUUGUUCCAAACUGCACAUUCAUUAUAUUCUUGGCACUCUUUGUUUCAACUUGCAUACAUGUUUUGUCUUGAGCCGCAGCUUAUCAUAAAAAUAUUGAAAGAGCAUAUUGGAUUCCUGCUUUAAGACAUGAGAGUGUGGGUAAAAAAAUCGCAUUCACUCUUGAAACAGCAACCAAAAUAUUCUGUGACCCUUUGGAACUGAUUUUGUUAGAUUUUCUUCCUUUAUCUGCUGCUGGUUUUGCUCAUUAGUGGAAUACUAACAAUGUCGUGAUAGAGUGAGAAGCCAAAUGUUUAAAACUUCCAGUUUAUUUGUUUAUUAUUUUUUAAAGAAAUGUUUGAUAUUUUAAGAAAUGGGAACAUUUUGCCGCAGGGGUUGUUCACUGUGUUGGCUAUUAGACCAUGAGUGGCUUUCAUGGGAGUAGUAAUAUUUUAUGGGGCAGUAAUAUUACUAUUACUUCAUUUUUCAGUGCUUCGUAAAUUGACUGUUCAUGGGUUUGUGGAACCUCAUCGGAACGUAGAGGUGAUGGUAAGCAAGGCGGAUCCUUUAUUUUUAUAAGUAUAUUGGGCCUCGCUCCUUCUUUCCCAUUAUGAUUAAAAUUUCAUCUUCAAACUGUGACAGUGUUAAUACUACAAUGGAUGUCUAGAAAAGAUUUGUCUGGCAAGACGUUAGGAGUUGAUGCUUGUACGGGUGCCCUUUGGACACCUGGCCAUGCAGGUUUAGAAUCAGCGUAGCAUAUUGUGAAAGGGACGCGGGUGGCGCUGUGGUCUAAACCACUGAGCCUCUUGGGCUUGCCGAUCAGAAGAUUGGCAGUUCGAAUCCCCGUGACGGGGUGAGCUCCCGUUGCUCGGUCCCUGCUCCUGCCAACCUAGCAGUUUGAAAGCACGUCAAAGUGCAAGUAGAUAAAUAGGUACCGCUCCAGCGGGAAGGUAAACAGUGUUUCCGUACGCUGCUCUGGUUCAUCAGAAGCGGCUUAGUCAUGACCCGGAAUCUGUACGCUGGCUUCCUCGGCCAAUAAAGCAAGAUGAGCGCUGCAACCCCAGAAUCAGCCACGACUGGACCUAAUGGUCAGGGGUCCUCUACCUUUACCUAGCAUAUUGUAGUAUAUUGCGGCAUCUCCACCCCCAUCAUUCAGCCUGGACACUGAGCUCCGAGGCCCUUCUGGCGGUUGCCUCCCUGCAAGAAGUGAGGCUACAGGGAACCAGGCAGAGGGCCUUUUUGGUAGUGGCCCCCGCCCUGUGGAAUGCCCUCCCAUCCGAUGUCAAGGAAAUAAACAACUAUCUGACUUUUAGAAGACAUCUGAAGGCAGCCCUGUUUAGGGAAGCUUUUAAUGUUUGAUGUUUUGUUGUGUUUUUAAUAAAGUGACCAGGGAAACCCAGCCAGAUGGGUGGGGUAUAAAUUUUACUUACUUACUUAUUUAUUGAAUUUGACUUGACUUGAUUUGAUUUUUCUGAAAGCUUUUAACGUAGUGACAACAGGUACAAAAGGAAUGUGAAGUAUGCUGCUGUAUAGUAGCCUUGUUAAAAAUGUAUAUAUGUUGGGGAGAGGUCCCCCAGUACCUAUUAUGUUGAUUAAAUACUUUUUAGAGCAAAUAAUAAUGUUGUGCAAAGAAGCAUGAUUGCUUAUAGGUUGACAUGUGGAAUUCUGUACCCUUUUGUACUUUAAAAUGUUGCUUUUACAUCUUCUAGGGAUUUCUCCAUGCAGUAUUUGAGCGGUUGAAACAAUUUUUGGAGUGUAGUAAGUAUUUGAAGUAUUGUCCCGCCUUAUGGAUUAUAUUUUACACCUUAAGAUAAAUAGUGCCAUCUGAGGUAGCAGGGAAAAAAAUGUGUCAUGCAGUGCAAUACUUUGCUUGCUGGAAGUGUGUUCUGCUGUAUCCAAAGAGACAUGCUCCUUAGUCAGUUUAAGGUUGCAGUUUUAGGCUGCAAUUCUAUGCAUGCUUACUUGGGAGUAAAUCCCAUUGAAUUCAGAGGAUCUUGCUUCUGAGAAGAUCUGUUUAGUUUCUGUUGCCAAACGACAAAUGCUUCUUAACCAAAGGAAUUAAUAUUAGCAACAUUUAACAGCAAAAAAAGAAGCCAUUUAAGCAAGAUGUUCACAAGAAUGCAUGUAUGGGUUUUGAAAUUUAAAGUGGAAACUUCCUGGCUCAGUCUCUUCACUAUGUGGAAUAUCCGAAUUCCUAUCCAUUAAUUACAUUAUGUUUCUCUUGAGUGUGUUUUGUUCAUCACAUCACAGCUUCUAUGUACCUAAAAUGUGCAUUUUGCUCAAUUGGAGUAUUGUUGGCACCAACUUUACUUUACAAAAUAUGGCAGUUUUCAGUUACACUUAAAAGGAAGCUUAUGCUGCAAUAAAUCUGUUAGUCUUUAAGGUGUCACAAGACUUUUUUUCUUCUUUUGCAUGUUUACUACAACAAACAAGCAUGUCUUCUCCUUUGGCUGUCAAUAAUAAUUGAAUUUUUUUGCUGUUGUUUACCAGGUAAAAGUAUAGAAGCAGAUCAUGUCUGCAGAGAUCGCCUAGAAAAGACUAUAAUUCUUUUUACUAAAGUGGUAAGUUUCACUAAAGUGGUAAAUUUCACUAGAUUAUUUUCAGCCAAAUAAUCUUAGCGAAUUAGCUUCAUGUGGUCAGUUUUAAUACUGUCUUUUUUUUAAAAAUGGAUCAGUUCAGCAGAAUAAAUUAGUCACAAUGAAGGGGAAGGGCCUGGGACGGAGGCAGACACAGAACAUCCAACUCAUCAUUCUAAAGAACUGACUAUAUCAGCAAGCUGUUUUCAAUUGCUUUUCUUUUUAUUUGGUUUUUGUAAUACACUUUCUUAUUCACUGAUCUCUUAUUAUUAACCAAUUGUGUUUUUUGUUUGUAUUUCUCUUAUGAUAAUCCUGUUACUGUCCCCCUUGCUUUUUAGCUUUUAGACUUCUUGGACCAGCAUCCUUUUUCAUUCACCCCUCUAAUUCAGAGAUCAUUGGAAUUUGCUGUCAGCUAUGUUUUCACAGAGGCUGGCAAAGGAGUUGUGUUUGAGCGAUUUAUUGUCCAGUGCAUGAAUCUGAUUAAGAUGAUAGUCAAAAAUUAUGCUUACAAGCCAUCCAAAAAUGUGGAAGGUAAUUUGGCUCUUUUCAUUUUUGAAAUGUUAUAUAAGUCUUGAUAGUGAUUUAUUCCUUUUUGGACAUAGGUGAAUGAAUUAUCGAUUUAUUUCAUGUGAACUAUUUUACUGCAGAUAGCAGCCCUGAAACUCUUGAAGCUCAUAAGAUAAAGGUGUCGUUCUUCACAUACCCAACAUUAACAGAGAUAUGCAGGCGGUUGGUCACUCAGUAUUUCCUGCUAACUGAGGAAGAGCUAACAAUGUGGGAAGAGGACCCAGAAGGCUUUAGUAAGAAGCUGUUCUUUAUUUCAGCCUAAUUUUAGUUUAAGGUACAAUGCGUACUUUCCAUUAUUAUCUAGGAAUAAUGUUGAUGUUAGCAGCAUGUGUAAUGUUGUAUGAUUGUUAACUAAUUCCAGAAACCCUUUUAUGUACAAAGUUAUACAUUCUUAUUUAACCAACAUAUGUUAUUUAAAAACAAUAUGUACUUGAUUGUGUAAAAUUUAUUUUUAUGUUGCAGCUGUGGAAGAGACAGGUGGAGAUUCUUGGAAAUAUAGUAUCAGGGUAAGCAUACUGCUUAAAAUUCACGCCGAGAUCUUACUACUUUGAAUAUGGACAUUAAACUUGACAUUUUGGGAUGCAAUCCAUAUUUUAGACGUUACUGUAUGUACAUCGUCCUGACAGGACCCUCUGGCACGCUACCAAAGAGCUCUAAAUCCAGACAGACUUCAGGCUGUGCUACUGUUUCCUACAUUGUUUUCUUCCUGGCUGGAAGCUUUCACACUUGCUCUGACCAUUUGCUCCGGUGCUAAACCUCCCACCCAGGAAGAGAGCAGAGUGGCGAUAAUUGUGCAGUCUUUGAACUCUGCAGUUUUCAAGUCCCAAGUAUUCCUGGAGGAAAGGAUAGAAAGCGUGAUCAGCACAGCGGAGCUCUUCUGUGGGUUCAUGCUCUCUGUGAAAUUGGUAUGUCAUGCUGAUAUAGAUGCAAGUAAUAACACCCUUGUUUAUUACCGGAUAGAAACCCUUUCUGAAAUCUUUCAUCAGAGUCGCCUGUGGCAUAAAGCAAAGCAGAUAGUUUGUGGCUAGGUGCAGAUCUACUUGGUGGCCUUGGUCAGGGGCUUUGGCAUGUGUGUGUGUACACACACACACACACACACACACACACACAGGCUUCCCCAAGUUCCUCUCCUAAUAGCAGAGAUUCUGCAUGUUUUCAAGCAUUUAUUUUCACACUUGUUAUGAGUCCUGUGGAUACGUCAUGGAGGGGAUGGUUAGAUCCAGAGGAGAAAUGGGAGGAGCUCUUGGAGUUGGAGCUGGAAGGGUCCUAGCAGGAUGCGGGAAGUGAAAUCAGGAUCCCAAGAAGUAUCAGAGCCCAGGGGGGAGACCAGUAGUCUAGGGAGUGGAGAUUUGGAUCUAGGGGAGGGACCAGGCAGGUUGGCAGAAGAGUGUGACAUUCGACGCCCCAGUUUAAUACCUCCUGCUGUAGAGCUGCCUCCUGUCAGAGAGGAGUCUUCUUCUGGGGGAGGCCACUGAGUAAAUUGGAUGCUGAGCUGGCGCCAGUAUUGCCUCCAUUUGCAAGCGCAUGAAGAUGCCAGCGCCGGUGCAAACAAACCUCACAGACCCAAACCCUUAAAGGGACUGUCCACUUGCUUGCCAAGUCCUAGGAUAGUAGACCAAUAUGAAGUAAGCAGCACAUAAGCGGCACACAAAACACUACCAAACCAUUCUACGUUCUAAGCACCCUGUCUAACUCUUGUGCGUAACAUCACCGACACUUCGUUUGAUCAAACUUACCUUUGUUGAUAUCUACAGGAGCCUGGCUAAAGGAACUUUAAAGACUGAAUCUUCCUUUUGGACACAAUUUGAAUGAGUUUUCUGUUUGUGGCUAAAACCGUGUUCUCUCAAUUUUUGGAUUAUUAAUAAAAGAUUUAGAACAUAGAAUGGUUUGGUAGUGUUUUGUGUGCCGCUUAUGUGCUGCUUACUUCAUACUGGUCUACUACGAGAAUUGGCAGCAUAGGUUCAUUUUUUCAAGUCCUAGGAUAGUGGCUGCUUGCUAUUUUAAGAGCUGUGCCUGCCCUGCUUGUCAAAAAAGAAGGUGCAGGGAGCAUGUUGCUUGUUGGAUCAACGUCUUAGCUUGUGCUUAGCAAAUAGUCCAGGCAUGUCCAAAGUCUGUUUCGGUGGCCUAAUCCGGCUAGCCAGUCAAUUUAAUCUGGCCCCCUUGGCAGUAUAUGUCCUGGGGUAAAAUCCUUAAAAAAGCUCAGCAACUUCAAUCCUUAAAAAAGCUCAAAAACUUUGGUCAGCCCUCAUGCAAGUUCACUUCAUCAAAUCUGGCCCACUUUGAAAAAAGUUUGGGCACCCCUGAAAUAGUCUAUACCUCUUAAGUAACUGCUGCAUCUAGUGCUAGUGAUGGGUGAAAUAUUACGACAUAAUGAUUGAAAGCUUAAGCCCUAGACAGCUAUGAUCAUGGUUUCGUUUCAAGCGAAUUCUGUACUCAUUAUUUUUGGUCAGUUGUGUCUAUUUGGGGCUCAGUUGUAUUAAUUUACUUUGUAAAUACUCAGUUCAUACCUUUAAGAACAAUUUCCCAAUGUUUAUAAUUCCAGGAUGUGUUUCACUUUUGCUGUCAUGUCAUAUUUAGCUAUUUCCUCAAUAGUGCCCUUUUAAAAUGAAUUUGCUUAGCGUAUUUUUGCCCUAAAUAAUAAACAGUUCUUUUCCUCCCCAGCCAUGCACAGAAGUGCUCUUCAUUGAUAUUUUUCACGAAUACAAUCAGACUCUCACUCCAGUUCUGCUAGAAAUGGUUCAUACUCUACAAGGUACCUUUUUUUUUAAAAAAAAAAGAGUUUUGUUUAAAAUUAUAUAUUGUGCGGAACGUUGAGCAGCACUUAACAUUUUCAUUGUAAAAUAGUAGUCCUUCUAAUUCUUUUUGUAUCGUUUGUAGUCAAGCAUGCGUGCACAAGGAUGAAACUCUGAAACAGGCAUAGGCAAACUCAGCCCUCCAGAUGUUUUGGGACUACAACUCCCAUCAUCCCUAGCUAACAGGACCAGUGGUCAGGGAUGAAGGGAGUUGUAGUCCCAAAACAUCUGGAAGGCCGAGUUUGCCUAUGCCUGCUCUAGAAGACUUUCCAAAUCAGCUUAGUGAACUCAGUUUCUCUUGAGACUACCCAGGCAAACCCUACCCCGGCUGCGCUCCCCACUUGCCUGUACAUUCAAACGUCCUUCUUCAUGGGGAGGAGCUCCACACAUGUAUACUGGUGUGUAAAUAGAACUCUCUGUUGGAUGUAGUUGGAGCACGCAGACAUGGGGGAGUGUAGAAGGGGAGACUUUGCUAAUGUGGUCCUGCGACCUCUUUACAGUCUUUCAAUACACGGAAGCAGGGCUUUAAUUUCACUGCGUGCUGAAUAUUAUAGUUGCUCUAUACCUUCGCCUUAUCUCACAAUAAAAUCAAAAAAUUAACCCCCCAGUCCUGUUCUUACUCAAAUCCUAUUUGCGUUCUAACAUUUUUACACUGUGUUUUAAAGUAUUCGACAUCAAUACAAUGUAAUAAAUUAUAUUGUUAGGAGAAUCUCCGAAAUACUUGUCCCUCAUAGAUUCUCUCUUCCCACUUUAAGGGGAAGAGUAAAAAUCUUAAUGCAUCAGAAACCCUGCUUUUGCAAUAAACAGUACAUAUUAUUUAUUUAAAUACAUUUUGCUGCAUUAUGGAUUUACUUGCUUCUUAAUUAUUUAUUUUCAGGUCCUACUAACAUGGAUGAUACCCAAGCUCUGCUGAUUAAAGAUGCUGGUAAAUUCCGGGGUUUUUUCGCAUUUUAAAUGGAGAGACUGGCAGUUGCUUGUUUUUUUAAUCUGUUCUAAUAACUGACAGCAUUAGAAUGUUCCAAGAUUUUGAAAGCCAGUACUGGAAUAAUCAACUGAAGUUGGGAGGGCUGCAACAGCUUUGGAAUACAGCUUUUGAGGUGUAGUUUUUGUGGAACUACUGUUCUUUUAAUAAAGCUGCACUCCUAUAUCAUCUUAACUGGGGAAGCCUCAUUGCAUAUGGGAAGUGGGCAACGGCAGGAAUGAGAGAAAGGUGAAGACCCAUUGCAGAAGUCUGUUCUGACUGCGCACAGAUAUUGUUGCAUUUGCAUACAUCUCUCUCUCUCUCUCUCUCUCUCUCUCUCUCUCUCUCUCCACACCCUUGCACCUGAGUUUCAUUUCUUGUUGAAUUGAUGUAUUUAAAAGACAUCAUUCAAUUAAGUAGAUUUGUUUUGCAAAAGAGGCUACAGUAUUUUGUUUCAUUUCCCCCCCUUCAGUGUACAAUGCAGUUGGACUGGCAGCAUAUGAGCUAUUUGACAGUGUGGAUUUCGAUCAGUGGUUCAGAAACCAGCUGCUAGCGGAAUUGCAAAUCACUCAUAACAGGUACAAGCCCCUUUCUGUUGGCUGUCAAUAUGAAUUCAGCAAGCUUUGGUAUGAAGUCUUAACUCUUCCGUUACGCUUUGCAGUUCUUCACUUUCACAUUGGUAUUUGCAGUAGAUUUCUCUGCUUUCAAAAAAGCAAUAAAUAUGUAGUAUCUUUUAUUGAUGCAUCAGCUUUUGAUCUGGGCAGCAUGCCUGUUUUGAAUUGCAUAGAAUUCUCCAAUGGCUUUUCCUUCUUGUUCUAGAUCUGGGUCCUGACACAGCUGUUGGCCCAGCCAGCUGCCUUGACUGCUUUGACUUCUCUCAGUUCUUUGUCCAUGUUGUGUGGUUUGCUACGUGCAGGUCUUAUGGGGCUUGAAAUCAAGUAAAUCGCCCUGUAGCACCAUGUACCUUGGCAGCACUCUAUAAGUAACAACUUCACUUGGGUUGCAAUAAUGCAAAGUAUCUUAAGAUUUACUGUAUCAUAAUCCCCGUAUUGUCAAGGCGUAGUGUUGAAUAUUCUUUGAAUAGCUAACCGUGCAUCAUAAUAUAAAAUUAAAAUCUAAAAACUUGAUGACCGGUCUUUAUGAAACUAAGGUGUUAGUUCAAGGGCAUUUAUUUUUAAAAAUGUAAAAGUUCUAUCCUUGACACUAAUGAAUAUUAAGAAUUGUGAGGAUUGUAGUGCCAAAAUAUCUUCCUAGAGACAGCAGAAUCUGUUCCUCCAACAGAUUUCACUCAUGGAAUGUUUUCAGCAUUAAUAUUCUAUGAUUUAAAUAAGCAAAUUUACCUGUUUGAAAUUAUUGUGGAGACAUUGUGUAUUUUCUCCCAUAGAAAUAGACCUUUGGAAUGUUUAUUCUGCAGUAUUCUGCAGGGGCUGAGGUGGAGCCCUGAGCAGUCUGAUGUUGAUUAUAAAAACAAACACGUGUUCACACUUUGUUGGUAGAAAUUACAGUAUUGAAAAGCAUUUUUUGUAUUGACCUUUAAACAAUUUAAUGCAAUACAGUCUUAAAAGCCCUAUCUUCACAUAAUAAUUUUUGUUAUGUUUGAAGGUAUAAACCAAUCCGUCGGCGAGUGAUCUGGCUAAUUGGACAAUGGAUUUCUGUGAAAUUCAAGUCUGACUUGAGACCAAUGCUGUAUGAAGCAAUUUGUAAUUUGCUUCAAGACCAAGACUUAGUGGUACGUAUAGAUCAAUCUCUUUGACAAAUACUCUGUACUGUAUUUAUUUUUCGUGUAACUGGCCUUUCUCUUCUACCUUGCAAAUAGUAUGUGCUUUUGUUCAUGCUCUUGUGUUAGGAAGGUCUCUCAAGCUUUAGUUCUGUAUAGGCUUACCUGACAGUAAGUCCCAUUAAUCUCACUUCUGAGUACAUGCAUAGCCCGAGCUGUUUGUGAAGUUUUAUUAUCUUUGAUCAUCUCUAUGCCCCUGAAAGCUGUGGAAAAGUGAACUAUAGUUUUGUAUGGAAACUUUUCUAGACCGCUCAAGUCCUUACAGAGGACUAGUUGAAUUUGUGAGAAUGAUCCGCCAUUGUAUAUAUUUGCAGAACAUGUAUGCAUUAGAUCAUAGCUCAUGCUGUAUAUUGGAGAAAUUUUCCUACUUUGCCAGCAGGCCAGUAUCUACCAUCUGAGGAAUCAGUCCAUUGAGUCACAUUUGUAGAGCUGCUUUAAAUGUCCAGACCAAAUCCAGUAAGCAGGCCUUGAGUUGCAAUGAUCAGUCAUUUUCAAUGGCCAUCAAGUGAGAGUCUUGGAUGGGCAAGAACAACCUGGAUGAAAGCCUGAUUGCUGUCUAGUGCAAUAUAUCUGCUUGUUUGAUGGGUGGCCAUUGGGAUUGAUAUCUUGUACAGUUCUGUCAGUUGAUUUCAUUUGUCUUCUGGUGUUUUUGCAGUGCACGUUUAGUAGAAUAGAUGGAGUGAUUGCUGAUCGUCUUUAGGUGAUUGAGAGGGAGAUAUUGGAGUGAUUGGAUGGAUGGUGGGAUAUUGUGUAAUGGUGGAUGUCUAUGAGGUGUGGGAGAAAAGUAGGAUGAGUAGUGGUACUGAAUGAUUUGUGUUUCUGUAGUAGUCAGAUUGGUUCAGAAUCUAUCCACACCAGAUCUGGGUGUUAGUAAGUGGUGCUGCAUAUUGUGAGUCAGGAUGUGCCUUGGCAAGAGGGAGGGUGAAGUGGGAACGGAUAUUUGACUCUUAGUAGAUGUUUUCAAGAAGUAUUGCUACGUUUUGCUUCGGGGGGAUUUUUAUUGUUUUAUUUGUUACUGCAGUUUUCCAGUUCAGUCAUUUGUUAUAUCUAUAGCUAUUAGGGGACGCAGCUGGCGCUGUGAGUUAAACCACAGAGCCUAGGACUUGCCGAUCAGAAGGUCAGCGAUUCGAAUCCCCGCGACGGGGUGAGCUCCCGUUGCUCGGUCCCUGCUCCUGCCAACCUAGCAGUUCGAAAGUGCAAGUAGAUAAAUAGGUACUGCUCCAGCGGGAAGGUAAAGGGUGUUUCCGUGCGCUGCUCUGGUUCGCCAGAAGCGGCUUAGUCAUGCUGGCCACAUGACCCAGAAGCUGUACGCCGGCUCCCUUGGCCAAUAAAGCGAGAUGAGCGCCGCAACCCCAGAGUCGGUCACGACUGGACCUAAUAGUCAGGGGUCCCUUUACCUUUUGCCUUUAUUGUGUAUGUUAUUUUUGUAAACUGCUUAAAGAUUGUAUUGGUAUUAAAUGGUGUAUCAAUAUGUGAAACAUAAAUAAAUGUGGGACAAAGAGUCGCCUUCCAAUUUUGCAGCUCGGUAAAGAAAAUAUUUUUGUUCUUCUCAUGGUUGAAUUGCAUAGGGUGAGAAAUAGUGCACCAUCAAUAGACCUGCCAGUACCCAAUGUCUAUCUCUCAUACAAUAAGCACUUAAAUAUCAAACUAUAAAUAAAAAAAAAAUAUAAUAAAUUUUCAGUACUUGAAAACACAAGUACAUCACAUUUGAUAUAUGGAUUGGGCCCUCAAAUUUCCGGACUGAGCUGAUUAGUUUUACAAGAAUAACUACACUGUUCACAUUCAUGCAAGCAAAGCUGAUUAAUGAGCCUUUGAUACUUGACUACAUCUACAUAGUUUUGCUGUGAUCAUAAACUUCAGUUUCUUUAUAUUUUGAUUGUGUAAUAUUUGACCCACCCUUCUGUCAUUGAAUAUAUAUUUGCUCUGUAUAUCUUUAACUUGAACAAAGUAUAUCCAUCUCAAAAUCAGUUCCGAUUGUGUUCCGUUAUGAAAUAAAAGAUAUAAAGUUUGGCUAUAAUUCCAUUUACAGCAGCUGAAUUGGUAGUUCUGACUGGCAGCUUGUUCAAAUAGCAGGAAGAAUAGCCUUGUAGAAGGAUAAAAUUUUAAUAAGAAAGAUAAGGCAUACAGUAAGGCAUAUCAGUCUGAAGCAAAGCCAUAUCGCACUGAAAUAUUUCCACCCCAGACUUGUUACACAAUAUUAAUUUUCUCUUUCUUCUCAACCAGAAUAUCUUCAGUAGCAAACAAAAUAAUCAACAACCUUCAAAUACACUUCCCCCUGUGUCCUCAAGUUUGACAAUUGAGUACCAUUUUGAAUUGUCAAAUCUGAAACAAAGGUUGUUUGAUCAUCACAUCAAUACGCUCAUUUUGAAAAGGUGAAAAACACUUGGUGAAAUGUUUAAGGAGAAAAUGGUCUCUCAAGUUCUUAAAUAUAAGACUCUCAAUUAGUUGAAUUUGUUAUUCUGUGUCUAUGUCGUGGGGCAGGGAUCAGCCAAUAGAAAUGAAAGAUAUAGUUUGUUGGACUGUGUAUCAACUUUGUGAAUAUUUUGUGAAAACGUUUUAUAAACAAAUCUAACUGACCAACAUGAUUUGUUCUUGUUUAAUUAUUUUCUUUCAGGUCCGUAUUGAGACAGCUACAACUCUGAAACUAAAUAUCCUUUCCCUUAUUUAAAGUAUUCCAUUGUUAACUGAAUCGCUGAAAUUGCUUUGGUUUAAUGUUGCUCGUUUCAAAAUAUUAACUGCACAAAGAUUUUGGUUUUCCUUAACUGCAUUUUACCUGUGGAUGACUUCGAGUUUAGGACUGAUCAGUUUCUACCAGUAAGUGCAUGUGACCCGCCCCCCUCCCUGUACCCCAGUUGUGUACUAAAUUCAAAAGCAAGUAAAACCACUUAAUUGAAAUGCAAUCACUUACUUUGGUGUGGUUAGAAUUCAGUAGUGUUUCUUAAGAAGUGAAAAUUGAAAUUCCAUUAGAAUGUUGCGUGAAGAAGUAGGGGUAGAAAUUGGGUGUUGUAUCAAAUGUUGUAUGUGCAAGUUUUACUUGCACAGCACAGCCUUCCCUUCAUCUCUUUCUGAAACCCCACCCCCAAAUCUGCUUUAGAGAGUCUUCCAAUCCUCUGGAGCAGAUUUUGAAGGGGUGCUGGGGAAAGGAGGAGCAAAGUUGUCUCUUGUGCAAGUAGAAUGGCACCAUUGGACACAUCCCUGGAUAAUAGAAAUCAUUUGUAGAAUCUCUAAAAUACAGUGCUACCUCGGGUUACAUAUGCUUCAGGUUACAGACUCCGCUAACCCAGAAAUAAUGCUUCAGGUUAAGAACUUUGCUUCAGGAUGAGAACAGAAAUCGUGCUCUGGCGGCGCGGCAGCAGCAGGAAGGCCCAUUAGCUAAAGUGGUGCUUCAGGUUAAGAACAGUUUCAGGUUAAGUACGGACCUCCGGAACGAAUUAAGUACUUAACCUGAGGUACCACUGUACUUAACCCGAGGUACCACUGUACACUCCUAUUCUGUAUAUGAUUAGCAUCUUGCAGACCACACUGACAUUGCAUGGUGGGAUUACUAUAGUGUAUUCUUAGCAAGGUAGUUAUUUGGGCUGUUUAUAAGUCUCAGCCUCACCUUCUUAAGCCCUUUCCUGAAAUGCUGGACCUACAUUUUGCUGCUUUACAACAGGAAGUCAUUUUGUAGUGUGGCAUAGCUGCUGGUGUUGUGCCGUUAGUGAAGUCUGGAGUAAUUCAUUGGGCAAAUUGAAUAGACUGAGAAGAAGGGGCCUAUGGAAUGGGAUGAACAGAGAAUGUACAGUGUGAGGGAAGAAAUGGCAGAGAGAAAGUAAUAUGUUGAGGAAAGGAAAGACUGAGAAGAAAGGUGAGGCCUGGGGGCAAUAUGGUGUAAGUAGUGGGGGAUAAGUCAGGAUUUGUAGCUUUGGAUUUGUAGCUCCCAGAAUGAGUUUGGUCUAUGGGAACAGAGAAGAGGGAUUUAAUGUGGCACAGGCCAGUAUUUCCCAUGUUGAACUGACACUAGCCAGAUAUUUUGUGGCUGGUCCCUAGAGGAAUUGAAUUAACGAUUAAGAACUGUAUCAGUGUCCUUACUAACUCAGACCCAUGUUGUCUUUCUUUUGCAGUAUCUGGAAUCUAUGUUUACCCUGCUCUUUCAGCUUCUUCAAGAAGUUAGAGAAUGUGACACAAAGAUGCAAGUUCUUCAUGUUCUGUCUUGUGUAAUUGAAAGAGUCAACAUGCAAGUAAGUAGAUACCUCAGAGUGUGGAAAAACUGUUGCACAUCUAAAUUCAUAGGAACACAAGACUUUGAAACCAUUAAAUAUUGGCCUAUUUCUGCGUUUGCAGUUCCAACACUAUCCCAACCCCCCUUUAAGCAUUUGAACUGUUUGAACCAAAUCCCUUUAGACAUGUUGAAUGUGUGGGGAAACCUUGAUAGUGUCCGGCCACUCAAAGUUCUGUAACAAACCCGCCAGACAUUGGAAUGUUUUCUCAGGCAUUCUUUGUGUGUCCCGAUCCUGAACAAGCAAGUCAAAGUUGUUAUCUUUAGUAAUUUAUCACUUAAUUUACAUGGGUUGUGAACGCAUUGAUGUUGAUUUCCAUACAGUUGUAGCACUCCUUAUUGGGGGGUGGGGGUGGUGACGACAACCCAAAGCAACUAACAGUAACUGGGGGAAAAGAAAGUAAAAUUCUAAUUCAUUCGUCCCUAUGAAACCUUUUUUUUUCCUGAGGCUGUUCCUACAAAAUCUUACAUGGAGAGUUGUAAUCUAUGAGAACUUAAGAUCUAACUAUUAAAAUUGUACCACUUUAUUUUAACCACAGAUAAGACCUUACGUAGGAUGCUUAGUUCAGUAUUUACCUCUCCUUUGGAAACAAAGUGAAGAGCACAAUAUGUUGAGGUGUGCUAUCCUUACUACCUUAAUACAUCUUGUCCAGGUAAAAUAUCUGAUGUUUUUUCUUCUUUCCCCUCUCUGCUCAUUAGCUUGUGUUGUACCUUGUUAAAACUUUAGAGAGAACAAGUGGGAACCCACAUCAAAACGUUGCAGUGUACCUUGAACCCCUAAGAAGUGUGCAUUCCUCCAAUGCUAAUCCUCCUUCCAAAAUAUUUAUUAUAAGCUUUUAGGACCUUGAGCAGGCCGGCUUUGUCUCUCUCUCUCUGUCUCUGCCCCACUGCCCCUGCUUUCAGUUGCCUAACGUUUCACAGCUCAACUGCCUUCAUCCAUAAGUUUAUACAAGAUAAUACUCUGGAAUAGCUGCUACUCCUCUCCGUACUAAUUAUUUUCUUGGGUUAGUAUUGGCAGUCAGCACAAAAUCAACACAGAAUGAGUUGAAAGACCCGUUCUUUAAACACGCUGGCAACACUUGCACAAGGUCGUGUCCUUUUACUGUCAAUUAAUGUAUCUGGAGUUUAGUUUGGACAGAGCUUGCAUAGAGUCAAUAAUAUACUUUAACUAUUAAGGUUAUUACCGGGAUUUGAUGUGGGUCAUUUCUCAGGACUUAGCCUUGGAAUCUGUUUUCUGCACCGGUUAUGAGUCCCUGGGAUGUGUAACGCAUCAUAAGGAGGAGUCUGUCUGUAGAACUUUUACCUGAGUAGCAGUAGCCUGUCCACAAAUGCAGGAUUAAAAUUUAGGGCUGCUUAGUGUAGAUUGGCAGCUCUUGUCAUAUAAAUCAAGCUCUUAGUGACUUCUAAGUGAAAGCCUGUUUUAGCUUAAUUUUUUCUAAUCUUCAUUGGUGAGUAUUAUGAGGAAGUGUUCUUGGAGAGAGAAAAAACAUGCCAGCCACAUUGUGAUAAUUUUUUGUUCUUUAAGAGUCCAUUUUCCUAGCAAUGAGCCCUCCUGCCCAAUCUUUCUCUCCAGUCUUCUGAACUGGAACAAGAAGGCAUUGGAGUGUUUACUGGUACAUGUUUUGCUCCCGUUGCUUCCUGGGAGUUUGAUGUAGAACCAUAGUGUGGAGACAGGAGAGUGGCAUUUCAACAAAAGAAAGUUGUUCAAGCUGAGAAAGCUGCCCCUUGUCAUAUCUAGUCUGUGAACCAGAGAAUACAGUAUUGUAUCUAAUCUUGUUUCUCUGAGGUUCGUAUCCCACUCAGCCAAGCCUUAUCCAAAAAACUGACUGUUCUAAUUACUUCAAAGUAGAGUCACUUGCCAGCUUUUUAUAGUAGUUAGUUACUUAUAUCACUCUUUUCCUGAAAGCCUUUUCAAAAAUUUCAAUAAUCUGCUAUCGCUCCUGUUUGUAGCAGCAAGUACUCAGGUGUUCUGAUCAAUGUGUUAUUAUUUCUUCAGGGCUUAGGAGCAGAUAGCAAGAAUCUUUAUCCUUUCCUGCUCCCGGUUAUUCAGCUAAGCACUGAUGUUUCCCAGCCCCCUCAUGUGUAUCUUCUAGAAGACGGACUAGAAUUGUGGUAAGCAUUUUGUGCCACUCCCUUCAGAAAACCAGAGCAAUUUUAUAUUUGAAUUUGGGUAAGGAAUGUGACUGGGGUAUGUUGAAGGAUCUGAAUGCAUGGGGAAGGGGUGGUGAGCCUCUGGCCCAGGGGCCUCCUUAUCUGGCCCUCAGGAUUCGCUCUGCCCUGUGUCAUUCAGUGCUUCAGUCUAGCUGGAAUACUGUGAUAAUCUUUGUGAGGUGUGUGUGUGUGGCUUUUGUCUGGUUUUAUAUUCUGAUUUUAUCCUGUGCACUACCUUGAGGCCUGUGGGUGUAUAAAUUCUAACAACAACAACAACAACAACAAUGAUGUAGCCUGCCCUAUGAAAAUAAGAAAAUAAUUGUUUUGGCCAGGCCCACCAUGGACAGAUGCCCCCAGACAGAAAUGUGGCCCUCAAGGUAGAAAAGAUUCCCCACUCCUGAUGUAGGGUAUUAUAUUAGUAAGUCACUGGGGCAGCUACCAUAUUUUUUGCUCUAUAAGACUCACUUUUUCCCUCCUAAAAAGUAAGGGGAAAUGUGUGUGCGUCUUAUGUAGCGAAUGCAGGCUGCGCAGCUAUCCCAGAAGCCAGAACAGCAAGAGGGAUUGCUGCUUUCACUGCGCAGUGAUCCGUCUUGCUGUUCUGGCUUCUGAGAUUCAGAAUAUUUUUUUUCUUGUUUUCCUCCUCCAAAAACUAGGUGUGUCUUGUGGUCUUAUAGAGCGAAAAAUACAGUGCAUUUUUUUUUAAAGGGGAAAAAAACUCCAGCAUCUUUUAACCCCCUUUCCUGCAUUCUGAUCCAACAGUUUCUUUCCAGUUUUACUGCUGAAUUUAAAUUAUUAGUAUUGUUUUAUUAUUAUGUUUUGUACACGACCAUUAUACUUUUGACUGUUGAGCAUUUUAUACAUGGUUUUAAAUAAAUAAAUUUAUUUGUAGUCUAGAUAUCCAAGCAUGCUUUUAAAUAUUAAUUUUAAAUAAUAUGUGUGACAGAUUUGGAAACAGCUGACCUUGAGAGUUGACCAGAGUGGAAAGCUUCACUUUUAAUAGUUACCAUUGACUCUAGGAGCUACAGUAUCAUCACAUAAUGAAGACCUUUGUAUGUAGUUUGACUGAUAAAGGAGUUUAAAAACAUAAUAAUGUUCAUUGAGUUCUAGGGUAUACAAACAUAGAAAAGCUACAAUACCUAUUGCAGGUCUUUCAUAUUUCAGAAUACAAAACAUAAAAUAAGAUCUAAAGAAACAUAUUAAUGGAAACAAUGAUAAAUGAGUUUUGUUUUUUUUCCUCCCUUCCCUAGGCUAGUAACAUUAGAGAAUAGCCCUUGCCUUACCCCAGAGUUGCUGCGAAUUUUUCAGAACAUGUCUGCUCUUCUUGGUGAGUUAUCAAUAUUUAAAUCUAAUAUGAACUGCAUGGACACCAUUUACAUUCAAAACUUAUCUAGCAGUAUUUCAUGUGCCAUGUUAUUUACUAUUUGUACUUGUUCAUGUAAGCAGAUGAACAAGUACAUCGCUUCCAAGGAAGAGCCUAGUGAUAAGAUCUAACAAUUUAAAAAAACAAACCCUGAAUCAUAUCUUGUACACAAUUUGCCAUCUGUAUAUUUAAUGCAUAUUCUUCUGCAUCCGUAAAAGCCGCAAUCCAGGGACAGUUAAGAAGCUGAAAUUCCACUGGGAUUUACCCAGUUUAAGUGUGCAUAUCAUUGUAGAGUCCUUAUUUGUAUCUACUAUAUUUAUAGCAAUGUGUCGACUGCAUCCUGUUUUCUUUUUAACACUCACUAUUUUGUAGUAUUUUCAUUAACCAAGUAAAACCUUUAUGGUUCAUGUUUUGGAGAACCUUUUAAUAAAAGUAGGUAUUUCUUAGCUCUUAUGAAAACGUAUACCAUUACACAGUUCUGUGACACUGCAAGCCUUUCUUCUUUGCUGUUUCCUGUCCCUGUCUCUGCACAUAUAACUCAGAGUGUUUUCUUUCUAGAGGCCCCUGCAUAUCAGUCUGGAGGGCAUACAUAGAGGCUUUGCCUCAGCUUGGAACCUCUUUUUCCCAGAAGUCUGCCAAAGCUCAGACUUAAGUAUUUUUUAUGGGAGACACCAUAAUCUUUUCAGUUCUCUAAAGGUCUUAGUCCAGACAUAGGCAAACUCCAGCCCUCCGGAUGUUUGGGACUACAAUUCCCAUUAUCCCUAGCUGACAGGACCAGUGUUCAGGGAUGAUGGGAAUUGUAGUCCCAAACAUCUGGAGGGCCGGAGUUUGCCUAUGCCUGUCUUAGUCCAACCCUGGGUGCAUUUUAUUUUUCGAUCGGUUUUGAAUUUGGCUCUCAAAUUUCCACUAUUAACAAAUUGCCAGAAUAAUGAUGACAUGUAAAAAAAUUUAUCUCUAACAUUGUUAGCACUUGUUUUCAUAGAGUAACUAUGGCUGCAUUUAGACCAACUUCUGUUCUGAUGUGAGGAUUUCUCCCUUUUCUUGCUGUUUUUUGCACUUGGACAGCCACUGAUCUAGGGGGUUCUUCCUCUGGGCAAGAGGGCAAAAGCAGGUGCAAAUUACCUUUGGAGGUGAUUGAUUUACAGCUUCAUCUGCUGCGUUUCCUCCAGGGCAGCACAUUUCACAGCAGCAUGUGAUGCAGUGUAAUGUGGGUCAAGGGAGGAAGGAGUUGUGAGAGUUUAUCAGACAUUUUCCCCAUACUUUGAAGCCAGUCUUUUCAUACACAAGUGAUUGAAACAUUUUUUUUAAAUUUAAACUAGGGGAAGAGUUGAAAAGUGCCCAUUAAACCUCCACUGUUUCCCUUUAUCUCUGAUGCACAUAGAUAAUAUGUGCUGAUGCUUCUGUAGCUAAAGCAACAACAUUCUCAUACAAGAGGGAGGCACCGGCAGGCUCCAGAAAACCCCAGGUUUUAGAGAAGUACCUUAGGGAGGAAAGGAUCGAGCAUGCUCAGUUAUCCUGCAGUGCUUCCUGGUGUUGGGAAGGGGGAAAACAGAUGGCCAGAAUGGAACGGAGUUUCGUGGAGGAGGACGUGGCUGGCUGAAUAGAAAAGAGAAUAGGAUUUCUCCACACUGCAGCAUUUCGCACCAGGUCCCCACUUUGGAAAAUAACAACAACAACUUAUUAUUAUUAUUUAUACCCCGCCCAUCUGGCUGGGUUUCCCCAGCCACUCUGGGCAGCUUCCAACAAAGAUUAAAAAUGCAUUAAAACAUCCGUCAUUAAAAACUUCCCUAAACAGGGCUGCCUUCAGAUGUCUUCUAAACGUCAGAUAGUUGUUUAUCUCUUUGACAUCUGAUGGCAGAAUGUUCCACGGAGUGGGCGACACUACCGAGAAGGCCCUCUAGAUGGGCACACACAGUCAUGACAAUAACUCGUGGAAAUGUACUCACCAUAAUCUAUCAUAGUGACAGUUUGAGUUGACAGUACAACCUUAAAUAGAUCCAUGUAGAUAAUGUGGCCUCCAGCCUGAAAAUAGACAGGAACUAUAGUUCAGUAGUAGAGCAAUAUACAUGGAUAAAAUCCCAGGUUCAGUCCUUGGCAUCUCCAGGUCAGGCGGCAGGUAAUAGGAAAGGCCUCUGCUCUACCCAGUGUGGUGUAGUGGUUCAAAGCGGUGGACUCGUAAUCUGGUGAACCGGGUUUGAUUCCCCGCUCCUCCACAUGCAGCUGCUGGGUGACCUUGGGCCAGUCACACUUCUCUGAAGUCUCUCAGCCCCGCUCACCUCACAGAGUGUUUGUUGUUGUGGGGGAGGAAGGGAAAGGAGAAUGUUAGCCACUUUGAGACUCCUUCGGGUAGUGAUAAAGCGGGAUAUCAAAUCCAAACUCUUCUUCUUCUACUCUUCUUCUAAGACCCUAGAGAGCUGCUGCUGACCAGAGGAGAUGGUCCUGGGAUAGAUGGGCAAAUUGUCCGAUCUUGCAUAAAACAAUUUGCUAGUCCUCUAAAUUAUUUCUAGAAUUCUCUUUGGCUGCAUUGCAAAGUCCUUCUGCAGCAUAACUUUUUAGAAAGCUUUUAGUGCCAUCCGGUUGGGUUGGUCUAGGAAAAGAGCUCUGAUUUAAGCAAGCGUUCUGUUUUCCAGAGAUCCAAAUGAGAUGUUCACAAUUAGGUCUGCGAAUUAACUCAGUUAUCCAAACCUACUUGGCCUGCUUUGUAUAAGCAAGUUAAUUGGGUCACUUGGAUCAGUAGUUUGGAAAACCACCAGCGAGUAGCUGAGUUCAGCAGUUGAGUCUGGCACAAUGUGGUUCUUUCACUAGAAUUAAUAGUUUGCUGCUGCUGCUCACCAGCAAACUCUCCCUCAAGAGCAGUUGUACAGUUUUAUGUGUGCUUUCCAGCGGUAGCUGAUGAAAGGAGGAAAAUGCUCUUUACACAUUGCAGUUACAAACCAGACUUGAGAAAGUAGCAGUUAUCAUGAGAUACUUUUCACAUGAACAUUAACAAGAAAGUUUUUUUAUUCAUCCUGCUGAGCUGUGGCUGUAAUCGUAAUGUAACAGCCUUUCUGUUACAUUAGUCCAAGGUACCAAUUAAAUUGUGAGAUUUAUGCACUUAUUUCUAGGGCACCUGUCAGGGAACUGCCAUCGGACGGAAGGGAGGUGAAAGGGCUCACACAGGUUGGGAGAGACGCAGCAGCUGAAGAGGGAACCAACAGGGAGGUGAAAGGGCUCACACAGGUUGGGAGAGACGCAGCAGCUGAAGAGGGAACCAACAGGGAGGUGAAAGGGCUCACACAGGUUGGGAGAGACGCAGCAGCUGAAGAGGGAACCAGCAGGGGGAGAGGAGCUGAGCUGGAGGGAUGGCUCAGGGACACUUCCAGCGAAAACAGUGGGGAGGUUUCAGAACCUCCUGUAAGAACACCCACUCCUCGCCGGAAACUGUCACGCAGAGAUUCCAGAAGACGUGUUUCCGUUAAGGAGCUUUUAUGUUGGAAGCGAUUACGAAAGCAACCACUGUCGGAAUCUGCUAGUGACUAGAGUAGCCAUGUCUGAGGGCUCCGUCACAGACAGAGGUUUGUGGACUUGAACAAACUCUGAGGGGAUACGAUUUUACGCACAAGCAGCUAAUCAUCCCAUCACAGCAUUCCGACAGUCUUUGAAAGCAGCUUGUGCAGGAGAAGGCAUCAUGAGCAACCCAGCCGGAACCGGAGAAGCAGGAGCUGGAGCGGGUCCAAGCCUGGAAGAAAGGUACCAGAUGUUGGAGGUCCAGCUAGCGAUGCAGACGGCGAGGCUUGAGGAGAGGAGGGCUCAGGAUGCAGACAAAAGGGGAAAGCCACCCAGUUCGCCAGAAAGGUACCAGGAUUGGUGCAGAAGUUUGGGGGGGAGCCCAAAAACUAUCAUGGUUUUCGGACAGAAAUGCAAUAUGCACUCAAUCUGCAGUUUGAUGAAUUCCCUGACGAGGAAUCACGAGUGGCUUUCGUGAUUGAGCAUCUUGAAAAGGGGGCGAGAGACUGGGUUAGACCCCUGAUGGCAGCGAAUAAUGAUGUCUUAAAGGACACGAUGAAGUUCUUUCGCGCCAUGGAUCUGAUGUUUUCCAGCGAUAUUGAAAAGGGAGUGGUGCGCAGACAGUUAAUGGGUUGCAAACAGGGGAGCCAAUCUGUCCGUGAGUACUGGACUGAGUUCACCAUGCUGGUUCACAGAUUGGGGUGGGACUUAUCGGCGGAACCCAUUCAAAUGCUCUUUGAAGAAGGGCUUUCUUCGGCUGUGAAAGACGAACUUUCCCGGGCGCCCAGGGCGGAGUCUAUGGACCAGCUGACCAAAUCAGCGCUGGCCAUAGGAGCGCGCCAGGAGGCGAGAGCAUUGGAGAGGCGGGAAGGGAAAGGCGAACGUUGGAAGGAGUUACGCAUUCCAGACAUUCCAGAGCCAACUUUCCCACCCGCAGAGCCGAUGGAAAUCGGAACAGCGCGCGCGCGCGCAGUUUCAAAGCCCAGUGAGGGGGCAAAGAAGGAGGGAAAAGGCGCCCGGAAAUGCUAUCUCUGCCAACAGCCAGGUCACUUUGCCAGAGUCUGCCCCCAGAGGAAAGAAUGGCAAGGGAUGGUAGGAGCUGUGGAUGGAAGAGAGGAAAAUAUACCGGAGCAAGUAAAGCCAACGCCUGGCUGCCACUGUCAGGGCACAGCAGCCAGGCCAAAGAGCAGUGAGAGUGCCCACGCCAGAACCUCCUAAACCCGCCCUAGUGAUAGAAGUGACGCUAGAGCUGCCAAACGGACACCCUCUAAAGAUAAAGGCGCUGUUGGACUCAGGCAGCUCCUGCAAUUUCAUGAGCAAGGAGUUUGCAGCUGAACACCAGAUACAGACAAUCCCUUUAAGCAGCCCCCUGCAGGUGACCACGAUCGAUGGCAGGGAGCUGUUGGGUGGAGAAGUCAGCUUGCAGACCGUCCCAAUGAUAAUGAAGGUAGCAAGACACACCGAACUGAUAGCUUUUAAUGUGGCCACCUUGGGAGGAGCUCCCAUUAUAUUAGGGAUGAGCUGGCUAGCGUUACAUGAUCCGCUGGUGGGCUGGCAUCAGAGAGUGGUUUCUUUUGGUUCAGCACAUUGCUUAGAACACUGCAAGGAGGGAAAGGGUUUGGCAGGGGUCCAAGCCACCCUAGCAGGGACUGAAGUAACAGAGAACGUGAAGGUACCACGACAAUAUGCAGAUCUCCGUGACGUCUUCAGCGAAAGGGAAGCUGACCAACUACCCCCGCAUAGACCCUUUGACUGUCAAAUCAACUUACUCCCUGGAGCACAGCUCCCUGUAGGCAAGCUGUAUGCCAUGUCAGACAGAGAGAUGCAGGAGUUAAGAGAGUUCAUUGACAAGAACCUGAAGAGAGGGUUCAUCAGAGAGUCCAGGGCGGUGGGGGGCAGCCCAGUGUUUUUUGUGGAUAAGAAAAACACGAACAAGCCGAGGCUGGUGUGUGACUUCAGGGCCUUAAAUGCAGUGUCAGAACCAGUAGCCUUCCCUAUGCCCAGGAUUGACGACAUUUUGACAAGGGUGCGGAAGGGAAAGAUUUUCACAAAGCUGGACCUAAGGGGGGCGUACAACCUGGUACGAAUAAGGAAGGGGGAUGAAUGGAAAACCACUAUGUUCACCCCUUUAGGGGCAUUUGAAUAUUUGGUUAUGCCCUUCGGCCUACAAGCAGGCUCCGCAACAUUUCAAUCGUUUAUGAACCACGUCCUGGGGCCUUUGCUUUACAAGAAUUGUGUGGCCUUUUUAGACGACGUGUUGGUGUAUUCUGAGAAUGAGGAGCAGCAUGUGAGAGACGUCAGAGAAGUGUUGAGCAGGCUGCAAGCCAACCAGCUGUGGGUGAAACUGGAGAAGUGUCAGUUUCAUACCAAGGAGGUGGAAUUCCUGGGGUAUCGCCUGUCAGACAAGGGAUUGGCCAUGGAUCCCGGCAAGGUCCAGGCGGUGCUGGAAUGGAAAACACCCAAAACAAAGAAGGAUGUGCAGAGGUUCCUAGGAUUUGGGAACUUCUAUCGUAAGUUCAUCCGAAACUUUGCCCACCUGACGGCGCCCAUUACGGACUGUCUCAGCAGUAAGAAGAAGUUCGUGUGGACUGAGGAGGCGGAGCGAGCAUUUGAGGAACUAAAAAGGGCCUUCGGCUCGGAACAACAACUCCUGCAUGUGGAUUUACAAAAACCGAUGAGAGUGGAAACUGACGCAUCAGACAGAGCGAUUGGGGCGGUGCUUCUGCAGCCAGGCAAGAAGGGGUCAGAGUGGAGACCGUGUGCCUUUUUCGCGAAAGCUGAACAAAUCCGAGAGGAACUACACGGUGUAUGACCGAGAACUACUAGCCAUUCAUGAGGCGUUCCGGAGGUGGAGGCACCUGCUAAUUGGCGCACAACAUAAGGUGCAAGUGUGCACUGACCACAAGAACCUAGAGUAUUGGAGGACGGCACGAGUGCUCAACCAACGGCAAGUGAGAUGGGCCCAGGAGUUCUCCAAAUUUAACUUUGAGAUUAGUUACGUGCCAGGCCCAGAGAACAUUAGGGCGGACGCUCUCUCACGCAAACCUGAAUAUUUGGAGGGGAGGGGCACCGAAGAGAGACAUGUCAUUCCAGAAGACCGCUGGGUGUGUGGGGCGGCAUUGGUGGGACAAAGAGAACUGGUAGAGGAAACAGAGAAUGAUGAAUACGCCCAGAAUAAGCUCAGAGGUCUUAGGGGUGAUGGAGAGGAACCAGGGGGUUUCGAGGAAAGAAAUGGAGCUUUGUAUUACAAAGGGGCACUGUAUAUCCCUGAAGGAGAGUUAAGGGGAGGGUACUCAAGCAGUUGCACGACAGCCCUACGGCGGGGCAUUUUGGACAACACAAAACCAUGUGGUUGGUCACCAGGGAAUUUUGGUGGCCUAAGGUGAGGGAAGAUGUACGGGAGUAUGUAAGAGGGUGCGAGCAAUGCCAGCGAGCCAAAGGGGAAAGGCGGGCGCCGGCGGGGCUAUUAGAACCCUUACCAACCCCAGAACGACCUUGGGAGGCAGUGUCGAUAGAUUUUAUGACUGAUUUGCCGAAGUCCAAAGGGAAAACAGCCAUCAUGGUGGUGGUAGACCUACUAACAAAGAUGUGCCACUUUGUAGCUUGCUCGCAUGCAGUCACGGCGGAAGAGACAGCGAAGUUAUUUGUAGAACACAUUUUUAGGUUGCACGGGGUGCCAUUGAGGGUGGUCUCAGACCGAGGAAAACAAUUUACUUCCAGGUUCUGGAGGAAGCUCAUGAGCUUACUGCAGGUGGAGGUCAAUUUUUCGACUGCCCGGCACCCUGAAACCAACGGGCAGGCGGAAAGAGCAAACGGUGUCCUCCAGCAAUACCUGAGGUGUUAUGUCAAUGACAGAGAGAAUGACUGGGUAGAUAAGUUGGCGCUGGCGGAAUUUGCCUACAACAAUGCCGAGAAUGUGUCCACAGGGAUGAGCCCCUUCUUGGCUAAUUAUGGGUGUCAUCCCAGGGCUUUCCCAGGGGGAGAGGGGGAGAGAUGGAGCGUCCCGGCAGCCGAGCAUUUCGUGGAAGAAAUGGAAGCAAUCCAUCGUCAGCUCCAACUCAACUUAGAAAGGGCGAAGGAAGAAUACAAGAGGCAGGCAGACAAGAACCGAAGGGAAGGUGAAACCAUAAGGGUGGGAGAUAGGGUGUGGCUGUCAACCCAAGGGUUGCCGUUCAAAGGAGGUUGUAAGAAAUUAAGACCCAGGAGGUUGGGUCCCUUUGAGGUCAUUCAACAGGUCAACCCAGUGGCUUUCAGGCUCCGGUUACCCAACCACAUGAAACUGCACCCAGUAUUUCACAGGUCGUUACUGUCACCGUACGAAGGGGGACGAGAAGGGCCGGCCACUCGGGGACCGGUCGUAGAAGAAAGAGAAUGCAGCAGCCAUGUGGCAGAAAUCCUCGACGCCAGGUGGAAGGGGGAUCAGGUGGAGUAUUUGGUAGCGUGGGAAGGAGAACCGGAGUCAGAAAACACUUGGGUAAUGGCUGAAGAUAUCAAUGACGAGGUAUUGAUAGAAACGUUCCAUCAAAGGUUCCCAAGGAAACCUCAGCCUGUGGAGAGGUUCCGGAGGGAAUACUUUGGGACCACUGAUGAAGGGGAGGAGUUGGAAGGAUUCCCGGACUCGGAAGGGGAAGGGGAGAUGGACUCUGAGGAGGAGGUGUACUUCGAGACCAGGAACCGCAACAGGUUGAGAGAAGUGUUCGAGACAUCGGAAGAUGAAGGAAGUUCAUUCCGAGGUUUUGCCUCCUCACCGCCCGUAGAGGAGGGGGCGAGAGGGGGUGAAGGGGGCCCUGGAGGGGAGGUGGAUGUCAGGGAACUGCCAUCGGACGGAAGGGAGGUGAAAGGGCUCACACAGGUUGGGAGAGACGCAGCAGCUGAAGAGGGAACCAACAGGGAGGUGAAAGGGCUCACACAGGUUGGGAGAGACGCAGCAGCUGAAGAGGGAACCAACAGGGAGGUGAAAGGGCUCACACAGGUUGGGAGAGACGCAGCAGCUGAAGAGGGAACCAGCAGGGGGAGAGGAGCUGAGCUGGAGGGAUGGCUCAGGGACACUUCCAGCGAAAACAGUGGGGAGGUUUCAGAACCUCCUGUAAGAACACCCACUCCUCGCCGGAAACUGUCACGCAGAGAUUCCAGAAGACGUGUUUCCGUUAAGGAGCUUUUAUGUUGGAAGCGAUUACGAAAGCAACCACUGUCGGAAUCUGCUAGUGACUAGAGUAGCCAUGUCUGAGGGGCUCCGUCACAGACAGAGGUUUGUGGACUUGAACAAACUCUGAGGGGAUACGAUUUUACGCACAAGCAGCUAAUCAUCCCAUCACAGCACCAAUACCUCAUUUUUAACAAUAUAUAUAUGUUUAGGUUUCUGAUUAAUUGACUUCAGAGCUUGUCACUUGGUUGCUCGGAGUAUGAGUGGAGAACCUUAGGUCUAUAAUUUUUCAUGUGAACAUAAAUAUGCAUGGGUGAUGGUAGAAUACAUUAUAAGAAAAAAAUACAGAUAAAUACAGUGUGUGAUAAUAUUUGUUAAGGUGGUUUAAACUGUGACAAAGAUCCUAACAUGAUGUGAUGUUUAUUUUUUGUAGAACUAAGUUCGGAAAACCUCAGAACCUGCUUUAAGAUCAUCAAUGGCUAUCUCUUUCUAUCUCCAUCUGAAUUUCUUCAGGUAUGUAUAAAGUCAGAUUCAUUGUUACAUAUUCUCUGAAACUCUCUAAGCACAGUUUUGCUUUAUUUAUGGUAGCUCACUGUGCCGGCCAACUUUGCUUUUAGGCAGAGUGAGCACCUCAAUACUGUCUAGGACUAUAUUCAGAAAUAACAUAAAAGUCAAACCAUAGUUUGGAAUUAUAUCUAAACCUAUACUGACUUACAAACCAUGGUUUGCAGGAAGCUUCCAAAGCAGGAUAUCAAAACAUGGUUUGAAGCUGGUGUGCUUUGUAUGGUUUGUUGUUUUUGAGUGAGUGAAUUUAUGAAGUGCUCAGCAGAUGGAAAAUCAUACAAGUAGCACUAAACCAUGGUUUGCCUGCUCUACACCUGGAAGAUCAGCAUCAGUUUUAAUACAUUGCCCACUGCAAUUGCUUUAUUUUUAGCUCUGUCAAAUUGUUUCCAGUGAAUUGGUGGUGAUCGGAGUCUGACCAAAAGAAAAAUAAUUUGGAAUAGUUGAAUUAAAUCACACCAGACAAAUGAUGAAAAUGUGUGGAUGUAGCAGUAACUGAAAUAUAAUAAUAAAAUUAACGUACAGAUGGAGCAUAGGUGAGUUAGUCAUGGAUAACUUAAGUCCAUAUACUCUGAGUAUGAUUUAGUAUUUUUAACUUUCUGCUGUUUCACAAAAUUUAUAUACUGCCAGAUUGUAACAAAACAUCUAAGAAAUAUUAAAAUUACCACUAAACCAGGUAAACAGUUAAAAAUAAUUAAAAUCAGCAGUAAGCUAAAAAGAUUAAAACACAUCAACAUUUAUGUGUCUCUAGAUAGACCUGCCUAAACAGAAAUGCUUUAAGCAGGCACUGAAAAGAAUACAGCUUAGUAGGAUACCCACCUGUAUGAUAAAAGCAUCUGUGUACUAUUUGCACAGCCAAUUAAGUAUUUUAUUAUUUUGUUGAUUAGAAUGGAUGAUUUGCUUGAAAACAGAAUCUUUGUUCCUGAGUGCCUUUGUUAAUUACUGCCGCUAAUAAUUCCUCAUAUUUAUAGUUAUGGCGCUAACUUUAUCAACAAUAGGCUGCCCCAUAAAGCUUUCGUUUUAAUUUGGGGGAAGCAUAUAAUGCCAUCUUUCCAAGUACCGUACUUUAUCAUAAUAUCAUCAGGAUUUCUGACUGCAGACUCCUCCAGUUUCAAAAUCCCACUGCACAUGGGAAACUUAGAGGUGGCAAUUGAAGCUUGGAGCUCAGCUUGCUAUGAGAAUGGGCUAAUGAUGAUCAUAGGUGCUAGUGUUUCUCAAAUGGUAAAGUAUUUUCAGAAGAUGAUGAUUUUCAGGUACUUCCUGCCAGCCCUGCCCCCCACAAAAAAUAUCUUCCUGGCUGAAUUAGGAUACUGGAGACGCACAAAUUUCCCAGGCAGGUACUGGGCUUCCUUCUGUAGCCCCUUCUCCCAUUGCUCCCUCUGGAGCAGUGUGCAAUGCAAUAUGAAGGAAUGACCAAUAUAACUUGUGUGUUCAUCAUGGAAGAGUAUUCUCUGUUUAGGUAUCGGUCUCUUUGAGUCGGAGCUGUAGUAAGUCAAAGCUCUUAGUUCUUGAACAAUUUCUAAGCCUGAGAUUAUAUUCAAAUCAAAUGGAGAAGGAACACCUACAGUUGGUAACAGGUAGUUAUUAUGAUUAUCUUUUCUCCAACGAGUUCAAGAUGGCAUACAUGGUUCUCCUCCUCAUUUUCUUCCUCACAACAACUCUGUGAGGUCAGUUAGGCUGAGAGAUAACAACAGCCCCAAGGUCAUUUGUUCAUGUGAAUGUCAGUCUUUUUGAAGUAUAAGACUGAUUACAGGAUUGUGCAUGGUGUGUGUAUUGAUUUGUGCUAUUUGCACUUUAGGUCUAUGCAGUGGAACUUUGCAAAUCGUUUUGUGAGGUCUUAAAAGAUAUCAACAUGGAUGGUCAAGUUCAAGUUCUGAAGGUAAAGGGUUAAUUUUCCAGUUUAUUCUUAAAAUAUGUUUAUGUUCAAGAACAGCCAAAAUUACGGUGUGCGCACAUUUGUUUUCUCCUAUUUUCAUGUCUGAUUUUGUAGAAUUUUUAAAUAGUACAAGAAUGAAUUGCUUAUAGUGCAGUAAUUAUACUACACAAUUGAAUCUGCUUAUGAGUUUAAAUUUUGCUGCUGUUGGGAUGUAACAAAGUUUUAAAACAUUAAAUUUUCCUCUAGUAACUUCAUUGAAUAUUAAUGAACAACCUUGGUGAAGACUUUACUCUUUACUUGGUGAAGUUUAUUGUUUUAGGGGAGGGGUGGGAAACGUUUGACCCUCCAAAUGUUCUGCUCUGCAACUCCCAUCAGCCUGAGCAAGCAAGGCCAGUGGCCAGGAAUGAUGGGAGUUGUGGUUCAGCGGCAGCUGGAAUGCCAGAAGUCCCUCACAUCUGUUCCUAGGCAUAGGUAGGCGCUUACAGUUACAGUCAUAUACUAUGUGUACUCAUAUUUCCAAAUCAUAGAAGGCAUCUAUUUGGGGAAGGGAGUAUUCAAAGAAUUUAGUUCCAAAGGCAAGAGCAAGGGAGGAAAAAACCCUCUUCCUUCUAAAAUUAUUUACAAUAAUUUAUAAGCUGCUGAAUCAAAGACUCCCUAAGUGGAGUAUUUAGAAUAGGUACACACCAUAUGAUUAUGUGUCCAGAUAGGCUUGCCAAAACAAAUAUGUUUUCCCCCCACAAGGAUUCCUGUGUAAAGUUAACUACAGUGGUGCCCCGCAAGACGAAUGCCUCGCAAGACGGAAAAACCGCUAGACGAAAGGGUUUUCCGUUUUGAAGUUGCUUCGCAGGACGAAUUCCCCUAUGGGCUUGCUUCGCAAGACGAAAAUACCUUACGAGUCUUGAGGGUUUUUUUUCGCUUUCCCCCCCCUUUAUCUAAUCUGCUAAACCUUUAAUAGCCUUUAAUAGCCUUUUAGCAGCUAAUCCCCUAAGCCUUUAAGCCUUUAAUAGCCGCUAAACCGCUAAUAGCGCUAAUAGCGCUAAUCCGUCAAUGGGCUUGCUUCGCAAGACGAAAAAACCGCUAGACGAAGACUCUCGCGGAACGGAUUAAUUUCGUCUUGCGAGGCACCACUGUAUAAUAUUAAGAAUAAUAUUAAAAAUUCUCUUUUUAUGAAACCUGUAAAUAUUUUAAUGGCAACUUUUAAUGGAAACAAUUCAAGCUUCAAGCUGUUGAGGAUACAGCAGCUACUGCUAAAAGCUUUUGUUGUUAUUAUUGGAUGUAAAUGGUAAUACGUUGAGCAUGUGUGUAUUUUCUAGGAAACCAGAGGGAGACAAUUGGAGGAUGUUAAUUAAGAUGUUGGAAUAGUGCUAUUAUAGCUUUGCAAAUUAGAUACUUUUCUUAGGAUAUCUUACUGCAAUACUUAUUCAAUCUUUGUUGUGACUACUAAUAAUGGAAUUUACAUAAUCACUCCUGUAAAAGUCGGCAAGCAAUUAAUUUUUCACAAAGCAGUGACAGCAGUCAUGAUCUUUGUGAAAUGUAUUGUCUGUGAAAACAAAAGUUUUUGAAUCAUUUCACAUGAAACUUGAAUAAAGGCAUAAAAUUAUCACCCCUAUUAUACUCUAUUUUUGUAUUUUUUGCUGGUUUUAGUGCUUUAUAUUAAUGGUUUUGUUGUAAAGUUUUGUAACAUUUAUGUUGCUACAAUAUAUAUGAAUACAGCACUUACUGUAUUUUUCGCCCUAAAGGACGCACCGGCCCAUAGGACGCACCUAGAUUUGGGGGGGGGGGGAAAUAAAGGGGAAAAAAAUUAUUCCCCCCCCCCCCAGGCCCGGGGCUGGGGCGGAGGAAGCCCAAGCUUCCCCCGACCCCAGCCCCCAGAAUGGGUCCCAGAGCGAUGCCGAAGCUGCGCGUAGCUUCGGCAUCGCUCUGGGAGCUUGCCGGGCUGGGGGGAUAGCUUCCUGAAGCCUGCAUUCGCCCCAUAGGACGCACACACAUUUCCCCUUCAUUUUUGGAGGGGGAAAAGUGCGUCCUAUAGGGCGAAAAAUACGGUAGGUUUUUUUAAAAAAAUAUUAUGAGGUAUAGAAAUGAUAUGUGUUUUGUGUGUGUAUGUGUAAAUAUAUAGUCACACAUAUAUUACUAAAUAAAAAUAUGUGGCUGCUAUAGAUGGUGGUCUGCUAUCUUUCACACCACUCUGAUAACAUCCGUUUUCUCACAUUCUCAUUUCAGGGUAAAGACCAUUUCUGUUGCUUAAACCGAAACAGCUCAUUCUGAGUAGUAUGCAAGUUUUAAAAUAGCCUAAUCAUCUUUGAUCACUAAGUGUAAACCACGGCCACUUAGAGCAAUGGCUCUUGGGCAUUGUGAAUGUGCUUGUGUAUGUGUAUGUGUGUGUUCUCUCCUCGCACUCAACUUAAUUCAAUAUUUCCUGUUUUAAUCAAACUAGACCUUUCUGCUAGUAACAUAGCAGCAAGCUUUGGUUUCAUUAAAAUCAAAAGUAAUUAAUUCAACCGUGCAUGUGAGAGGAGGAGGAGGAGGAGGAAGAAGGAGAGAGCACAAAUCCCCUUGUCAACACAGACACAGAGAAAUGUGGGUACGGAUAAGAAAAUACAUCUUAUUAGUCAUUCCACCUUUUCUUCCUGUUGACUGAACCAGGAAUUAUAUAUGAUCAUUUACUUGAACUGCUUUAUAACCAAAAUCUGCGUCAUGUCUUUCAGGUGGUAGAAAAUGUCCUCAAAGUCAAUCCACUGUUAGGCCCUGAAAUGUUUCAACCUCUUUUGCCAUCUGUGUUUCAGGGAAUUAUAAAUGGGGAGGUAAGAAUUUCUUAUUCGUGGCAAAUGUAUCUAUCUAUCUUUUUUGAAAGUGACAUAUAUCUAUAAUGGCUUUAAGAAAGAAACAUGUAUAUGUGUAAUCGUAAGUGGAAUGUUUCUUUGAAACAUCCACCAACAAAUUGCCAAAGAACAACAGGGGCUGAGGUGAUCCUCUUUUUACCCUAUGUUCAAGUUUGAAGGUGCCUGGCGCAAAAUGCCCCACACUUAUCUUUCUGAAAUUCAGCAAAAUUCAUAAAGGGGCUACCAUUCUUGCUAAUUUCAUCCAAUUAGGCCAAGGGCCAGCAAACUUUUUCAGAAGGGCUGGUCCACUGUCCCUCAGACCUUGUGGGGGGCCGGACUAUAUUUUGAAGGGGGGGAAAUGAAUGAAUUCCUAUGCCCUACAAAUAACCCAGAGAUGCAUUUUAAAUAAAAGCACACAUUCUACUCAUGUAAAAACACGCUGAUUCCCGGACUGUCCAUGGGCCGCAUUUAGAAGACGAUUGGGACAGAUCCGGCCCCCGGGCCUUAGUUUGCCUACCCAUGAAUUAGGCCAGUGCUUCAGAUUUUUCAAAACUCCAAAACAGGAUCCAAUCUGAAUAUUUUCUUUUGUGCACACUCCUGCUGAAAAGUUCACCAUGCUGCUGUUAGCCCUCUCUUAGCCCUUUAAGGCCAAGGAAAACUGCCACAGUAGCAAUCUUGCUACCCCUCCUGGUAGUGUUGUUUAUUUCUGGCAGUAUGUGGCUUCCAGAGCUCAGCAGAAAACAGCAAUGCAACGAUACUCUGACUGUUGCCAAAUUGCAUCUGAAGAUAUGGCUACUGCUUUAAACCCAAAAUAAUAUUAGCAGGUAGUAUCAUAGAAGGGACCGCGAGGGUCAUCUAGUCCAACCCUCUGCAAUGCAGGAAUCCUGCUCACAGCCACUCCUGGGUCAGCUUGAACCACCAACCUUCUGGUUAACAGCCAGAUGCACUGACCCGUUGUGGUACUAUUAUUAUAUAUAUAUAAAAUGCUUCUUGCAAUCCUAACAUUUUUCUGGACAUAUGUUCCCUUGAAUUGGUCCCAAGUAGGCAUGGAUAGGAUUGCACUGCUACUGUGGAUUAUUUCCUAUACUAAUUAUCGUUUUAUUUUUAAUAUAAUUUUUACAGAAACCCUACUUAACAUUCACUGGCAUAAUAAGAGAAAUUACAAUUUACAGUAUAUUGUGUGUUAAAAUGUAGCUCCAGAUAAAGUGUUGAAGAGAUAAUUUUUUGUCUGCAUUUGAGUUCUUCAUGAAAGAGGGUGGGUUUUUUUUUAAACCCAUGAAAGAGGGUGGUUUUUUAAAAAAUAUAUAUAUAUAUAUGCAUGCUAUACUAAAAAUUAUACUUUCUCAUGCUGUUUGGAAGGUAUUCCUGCUUCUCCAGGAAGCGCAUACCCUGGUGUUGCCUUGGACUUAGCAAAGCAUUUGGUUUUUCCUAAAAUUCUAUAAUGAAAUACUUCCUGAAGGGUAGACAUUAUCCUUUCCUGUGAUUAAAAACAGGAAAUUGCAGCAAUUCCUAUUGUUUUAAAGAAAAAGAAAUUGAGCCAAAAGGGUGCCUUCACACAAGAUUAUUUUGAUUUCUUAUUUGAAAUUUCACAUCCCAUAAUUGAAACCAUAUACUUGUAAUUUUGGUUCAUUUUUUGGUUGGGAUUAGUUUUUAAAAUGCAGCAGAACUACUCUUUCUUGUUUAAAGGGUUUUCAAUCACUUCUCUGCUAAGCUGUUUCAUAGCCCAUUUUUCACACUCCAAAUGCAACGUCCUCAAAUAGCCCGUAGUUGAUAAUAGGACGUGUUAAAAUAACAUAAUUUAACACAUCUAGUGAUUGUUUUUUCAGCCAUUUGUGUCACUUCACUACACUGUUCCAUACAAUCUUGGCAAUGAGAAGUGUUACCACUGAGAAUAGCAACAAUGAGCUACUUGUUGGAUUAAUAGCACUUUUUUAAAGUAGAGGGGGGAAGCCCUGGUUUAUUAGAUGGUGAAAACCUAACUGUUAUCCAUCUUCUUCAUCUCCAAAAUGGAGAAGGAGGCAGAAUAAUAUACAUUCCAGCUAUAAUGUACACUCACCAGUGAUGAAAAAUUUCGAUUAUGCAAAAACGGUCUAAGUUUCUUUUGCUUAUAAUUCUAUCUUCCUCCAGCUAGGGGUGCUGUUGUAUAAAUCUCAUACUCACUGAUGAAAUUCAGUACUUCUAUCUCAUAUCUGAAGUUUUGGAACAAACUUUUCCUAAUGAUGUGUACAAUGUCAGAAGCAAACUUUGUAACUAUUCUGCUUGGCCUUUAAAUGCAAUAACAUUUCCUUGGAAGUUUAUACAGUGGUGCCUCGCAAGACGAAAUUAAUUCGUUCCGCAAGUCUCUUCGUCUUGCGAGUUUUUCGUCUUGCGAUGCACGGUUUCCCAUAGGAAUGCAUUGAAAAUCAAUUAAUGCGUUCCAGGGAAACCGCCUUCAGACCAGGUCCGGGGACAGUCUGUCCCCGGACCUCUUCUGAAGGCUGGGGGGGGGGGCAAGGGCUUUUCUUCCCACCCCCAGCAUUUUAAAAAACCCCGGGACAGCGGAGGACUUCUCCGCUGUCCGGGCGAUCUUAAAAUGCUGGCGGGCGGCAUUUAAAAUCACCCCGGGACAGCGGAGGACUUCUCCGCUGUCCGGGGCAAUUUAAAGCCCCUGGGAAGGCAGGCAGGGGGACAAAGACUUUGCCCCCGCCAGCCUUCAGAAGAGGUCCUGGACCUCUUCUGAAGGCGGGCGGGGGCGAAAGUCUUGCUCCCCCGCCUUCAAAAGCCCUCCGGGACAGGCAGGCAGGGGGAGCAAAGACUUCGCCCCCGCCCGCCUUCAGAAGGUCUUCCCUCCCCCCGCCCGGCUCGGAGCACCGUUCCGAGCCGGGCGGCGGCGGAGGUCUUCCCUCCCCCGCCCGGCUCGGAGCACCGUUCCGAGCCGGGCGGCGGCGGAGGUGUUCCCUCCCCCGCCCGGCCCGGAGCACCGUUCCGGGCCGGGCGGCGGGGAGGUCUUCCCUCCCCCCGCCCGGCUCGGAGCACCGUUCCGAGCCGGGCGGCGGCGGCAGGUGUUCCCUCCCCCGCCCGGCUCGGAGGAGCCUUCCGAGCCCGGCGGCGGCGGGAGGAUGUGUCCCCGCCCCGCCGCCGGGCUUCGGAGGAGGUCCGAGGACAGUGGGGAAGACGCGCUGCGCUUCCCCGCUGUCCCUGAGAUUUCCCUAUGGGCUGUCGUCUUGCGAAGCAAGCCCAUAGGGAAAUUCGUUUAUGAAGCGCCUCCAAAACGGAAAACCCUUUCGUCUAGCGGGUUUUCCGUCUUGCGAGGCGUUCGUCUUGCGGGGUACCACUGUAUGUAACCUAUACUUUCAGUUAUCGUUGCUGUCAAGUAGUAUAUUGCAAUCCAGAGUGUGCACAGUGCCAUUAGCAAUAGUGUUAUGGGAAGAGAAUAAUACUUAUUAUCAUUUAUUAAAUUUGUAUACUGCCCUUAAUCCAAAGACGACAGGGCGGUUCACAACAUAAAAAUACAAAAUGAAAACACAGAAUAUCUAAUGUGAACAAAACCAAAACCAAACCCAUAACCUUCUCUCCCACAAACACAUUUAAAAAGCCAUAGAAGGUUAAUCAUCCAGAGGCCUGGUUAAAGAGAAGCAUUUUUGCCUGGCGCCUGAAUAUAUGUAAUGAAGUCUCCCUGGGGAGAGCAUUCCACAAAUGGGGAGCAACCACAGAAAAGGCCUGUUCUCAUGUUGCCACCCUCCGGACCUCUCACAGACACGCACAAAGAAGGGCCUCAGAGGAUGACUAGAAAAGAGAUACAGAAAUCUGUAGUAACCAGUGAAUUUCUGUGAUGGACUAAAGCUAGCAGGACUAGGAAGGCAGUCUCCUGUGCUUAGAUAUGAUGGGAGGAGGAGAAGGACCCUCUUCCCAUGAGCCCUAGGCACUGCAAUCCAAAGUAGCAUGGCAAAGGGCAAACUGGAUGGAAUGCCAUACAAAGAUAGUUCAGUGCUUUGGUUGUGCUAUAGUAUUUUUCAUCUCCAAUUUCCAGCAUUGUAUGUGCCUUUCAUAUCCAAUAGUUGGGAUUGUCUGCCAAAUAGGGAGGAUGUGGCUGCCUACUUUAUCUCACAGGGUAUUGUUUGAACAUCAGUGACAGUAUUUCAAGUUAGUGUUUACACAGCUAAACUGUGCUAUUUGCUUAAAAUAGGAAGUGAUUUGAUUAUAAUAGAUGCCCAUGCAUGUUUAUUGGUGGUGUGCUGUUAGAUUUCUAACUUGUUUGAUUUCUGCAGUACACUUUUAUCAUGUUUAUAUUUUUCUGCCUGAUAGGAAAGCUAAGAUUAACUGUUUUCAUUUCAGAGGUACCCAGUUGUAAUGUCUACUUACUUGGGAGUCAUUGGUAGAGUCUUGUUGCAAAAUAAAAGUUUUUUCUCAUUGCUUCUGAACCAGAUGGCAUGUGAGUCUGGCCAGGAGGUAAGCCCUUACAUUUUACAAUGUUGAAUUAGUUUUAUAUGCAGGACAUAAGUUGGUUGUACAAAUCAUAUUUCCUUCCACCACAUAACCUCUCUGGAUCCUUCUAUUUUGCACUGCAUUUGUUCAUAGCUAUGAACCAUAGCUUUCUGAGUCUUCUGGUUUGAGGAGGAUGGAGAAUUAUCCUGAGUGCAUGCCAUGGGCUUUUUAAGACUUUGAAGCUAAAAGCAGAACAUCACAUUGCUUCAAGACACCCAAGUCUACAGUUUUAGUGCUUAAGGAGCAAAUAAUCAGACCACUUCUGAUUACUCAUCCUUGUCUUGGAUGUGAGAUCCUGGUCCAUUUAUAAUAGCAAAGCUCUUUCCUUCUGAUGGUAGACCCUCGUGCCUCAUUGGAGGCUGUUCCAGAGGGUUUUCAGUGUUCAAAGGGAGGGGGUUUCAGAGAUGUGGGGAGCUGCCACUGAAAGAGAGAAGUUGCAGAAAGGCCACAUUUAUGCAGAAUACCACCCACAAUUAUUUUGAUUCCAGCUAUAGCUCAAUAUAGGUAGCUAUUUAUUCAACAAAAAUGUCAGUAAUAGCACCUGGAGUCUUUAAUAAGGUAAUUGGAAGUAUCAUUCAGCUGCAGAUAAGGAGACAUCUGUGUUCACUUUCCCAGUGGCGUAGCGUGGGGGUGCAGGGGGGGCCGGCCACACCGGGCGCAACAUCUGGGGGGGCGCACUCGCACUCGCAGCUCUCUGCCCCCUGCUAAAAUCCACGGGUUAGGGGGCGCAAAUUACUUGCCUUGCUCCGGGUGCUGACAACCCACGCUACGCCCCUGCACUUUCCCUUUUUAAAAGAUCACCAUGACUUUUUUAAAAAAAAUAAAAAAAUCAUAUGGUUCCCAGCUAAGUUAAAUUAAUUUUAAUAGCAAACAAUAUUCUGUUAAAGCAAGUGUUUUCUGUGUGAUGCUGACAAAUACCUGGCUUGUUAAUUUUCUACUAUUUCUAUCCAAGGAAAUCAAGUUUCAUGCAGCAAGGGAUACCCUUAAAGAUAAAUGUUUUGCGCUGCUUAGCAAUCCCAUUAUAGUCAAAUAAAUGACAAAUUUGAAUUGGUUUUUUAAAUUGAUUUCAUAAUGGAUAAAUAUACAAUCAUGAAGCUACCGAAAAUAAAGGAUUUUACAAAGUCUGUGUUGGCAUCCCCUUUUGCUAUAGAGCUGAUUCAAUGGAGUUUUGUUUGAAUUUAUCCUUGUGAAAUGGAACACUAAUAUUUAACACUGUUGUGUGUGUGUGUGUGUGUGUGUGUGUGUGUGUAUACAUGCACACACAAACACCAGUUAUCAUUAUAUAUUUAUAUACAUGUGUCUAUAUGAUCAUCCCAGUUAUAGAGUUAGAAUGUUAUGCAAAAAGCUUUAGAUCCAAGUUAAUCAUAGUAACAAGAACUUCUGUAUAAGAAAUCAUACUUUUUCAUUUCUACCUACCAGUUGUAAAAUAGCUAAGUAGUUUGAUUACCAUAUUGCUUAUAAAUAAGAUUUUCAGCAAUCUAUUGUUUUUUCCUAGCCUCACCAGCUCCUUGGUCACAUGAUUGAAAUGUGGGUUGACCGCAUGGACAAUAUAACUCAGCCAGAGAGGAGAAAACUUUCAGCUUUGGCAUUACUUUCCCUUCUGCCAUCGGAUAAUAGGUAAGCAAAAUUUUAUAUUUCCUGGAGUUCCAAACAGCAACGCUCCGUGUCGUAUCGUAUACUACUUUUGGAAUCAGGUUCAAAUGCGUAGGAAGUUACUGUACCAGAAAUACAUAAAAGGCCUCUUGGUGUGGAAUCAUAGAAUUGUAGAGUUGGAAGGGACCACGAGGGUCAUCUAUUCCAACCCCCUGCAAUGCAGGAAUCUUUUUGCCCAAUGUGGGACUCGAAUCCAUGACCCUAAAAUUAAGAGUCUCAUUCUCUACCAACUUAACUGUCCUACCAGCUAGUUGUAUUGUGCUUAGCAUCUUGGCUUCUUAUUUAUCUAAGUGGGCCUAUAUGAAUGUCUUCUCUUUCUUUAAACCUUUGACACAGGCCGUCCUUUAAUUGCUCAAAGAAAUAAAAGGUUCUGUCAGUGCAAUAAAAUAGGAAAGAAUACAGGCUGCAUUACAAAUUCUGCUGAAAUCAGUUUAGAUUUAAGUAGCUAUGCAAGCUCUUUUGAGAUAGAAAGAUGAAAUCAUGCCUGUUUUCCUCUGGAUUAUACCAGUAAUAAAGAAUGUAUAUGGUUGAUUGGUUAUUUGAUAAAAAACAAUUGAAAAUAGAAUGUUAUAAAGUGUUCUUACCUAUUACUCACUUACACAAGUUGAGUUAUAUCUAUCUAAACUCCCUAUUGCACAUUACCAUUGGUCAUUGUUCUUAUCAGAGACAUUUGUGUUACAUGGUUGCACCUACCAUGUGGUUUUCUGUGCAGUGAAGCCAAGAAAUAAAUUUAAAGUAUGUUUCACUGUACUGUGUAAAAUGUCAUUCAUUCAUUCAUUACAUUCAUAUACCACCUUUAUCUUCCAAGGAGCUCAAGGUAGAUCAGGCUAAGAGGUGGUGAAUGGCCCAAGAUCACUCAGUGAGCUUCAUGGCUGAGUGGGGAUUUGAAUCCUGCUCUCCCAAGGCCUAGUCCAGCGCUCUAGCCAUGAUAGGUCAUAACAAGUAUGUUUCCAAAUGAAACUAUGAGAUGCAUAUCGUUUGUCUUAGCCUUACUGAGUAAUAUCUGUUAGGAGAACAGGAAGCUGCCUUGCACUGAGCCAGACCAUUGUUGUCAGCAGUGACUGACAGCGGUUCGUCAGAGUUUCAGGCAGCAGUCUUUGCCAGCCCUCCUUCGAGACACUAAGGACUGAACCUGGGUCCAGCACUGAGGGCCUUCUGGCAGCUCCCUCACUGCGAGAAGCCAAGUUACAGGGAACCAGGCAGAGGGCCUUCUCGGUAGUGGCACCUGUCCUGUGGAACGCCCUCCCAUCAGAUGUCAAAGAGAACAACAACUACCAGACUUUUAGAAGACAUCUGAAGGCAGCCCUGUUUAGGGAAGCUUUUAAUGUUUGAUGUAUUACAGUAUUUUAAUAUUUUUUUGGAAGCCGCCCAGAGUGGCUGGGGAAGCCCAGCCAGAUGGGCGGGGUAUAAAUAAUAAAUUAUGAUGAUGAUGAUGAUGAUGCAUGCAAAGCAAAGGCUGUAAAGUUCAGCCAUGGCCCUUCCAUGGCUCAGGUGAUGCUCAGGUUCAGGUUCUAGGCUUUGCCUUGGUUCAGUCAUCAAUCCCGGGUAUGAGUGGGCAUUGCAAGGCUGCCUCCUCACCAUGCAGCCAGUCUCUGGGGUGAGUGCUGCAUUAACGUCUGACUGUGCAGCAAGCUUGCUCACAUACUUCGUGAAACAUUUGUGCAGCAUACCCCCAGAAGCAGGGGUCAGCAUACUUUUUCAGCAGGGGGCCGGUCCUUGUCCUCAGACCUUGUGGGGGGCCGGACUAUAUUUUGAAAAAAAAUGAUGAUGCAAGAGCACCACGAGCCCCGGUGGCUGCUUACCUGUGUCGUGUGAGCAGCAGGGGCCAGUGGUGGCGGGACGAUGAGCGGCGCGCGAAAGGGCUCCAGAGAGGGGCUGCUUAAAAUGGCAGCCACUCGAGCGCUGCUGGUGCUGGCACCAACAAAGCCCAGGCCCCUUCCUCCUCUAGGAAGGGUGGGAAGAAACCAGGACCAGGGAGAGGGAGAGAGAGGGAAAGAACGUGCGCAUUGGCAAUCCAUGCAGUGAUUCCCGGACUGUCUGCGGGCCGGAUCCAGAAGGCAAUUGGGUCUGAUCAGGCCUGUGGGCCUUAGUUUGCCAACCCAUGCCCUGAAGUCUAUUUGUCUGCUUCUUCAUCAUACUGCUUGCAGUGCUUCUCUCAGCUAAAUAUAUUAACUGGAGUGAUGUUACAACUUUAUUAUAACCCCACCUUCCUAUGUGCCUACAGAUUUAGGAUACCGGUGGCGAUUUGUUUUGUUUUGAAGUCAUUUCAUCUUAUAAAACCUACAGAUACUGCAUUAGAUCUUCUGCUGAUUUGCCAGGUUCUUUUCUAAGCCCUAAUUCCUAUUGGAAAGAGGGAUUCACACAUAUCUAUUUGCUAUUAUAGCUCAAAAGCCUCUGCUCACUCCCCAAGGACCUCUUACAGUAAAUUUUAUGUAAUAGCACCGAGAGCUUAUGGUACAUUUUAGCUAGUAGCACUUUGAUAUCUUACCUUUUCUAUAAAUUAGAAAUUGUUUCUUUUACAACAGUUUGCCCCAUAAGGCAAUUUAUUAAGUCUCUUCUGCUGCACAUUUCCGCAUUGGUCACCUGAGGCUAUUCCCUGUGUCAAAAAUGUUUGUGCUCCAAUAAAAUACAGAUGAAAAAAUGUUUUACUCAGUAUAAAACAAGUACUGUUUGAACUACAGUAUUUGAUUUGGUGGAAUAAUACUUCAUAAGUGCUGGAGACAACUUAAGAGCAUUGUCUUUUUCCUUCCUGUGAACAGUUGCUUUUACUGGUUAUAAACUAGUUAUAAACACAUCACACAUUACAUUGUUUUUAUACUUAAAUUAGCUUAAGCACAUGCAGUCUUUAUUAUACACAGUCAUAUAAAGCAAAUACGGACUAUUAUCAGCACCGUGGGAAGACAGAUAAAUAAAUCCAACUGAUUUUUAGAGGAAUGAAUUGCAGCGAUUUCCCCCCCCCCUCCCCAACAGUCCUUCAGAACUGCAGAUAAAAUAACUUCCUGUCUCUCAGUUUCCUGUAUCCAUGGUAACUUUAUUUUAACCAGUCAUUGUGGAGGAGCCAGUGGGGAAGAGUAGAUGUUUCCUGUAGGAACAGUUGCAGAACCUGCAACAAAACGUAAGAAACUAGCCCGUUGUCUAGAAAGUUCUUAAACUCCAGCAUAUACACGUACUAAUAAUUUUACUGUGGUACAGAAGAAGAAAUUUUAGCUGAUAAAAUGAGCAUCACAUUCUAGGUGAGAACCAUUUUAAUAUACUUUAAACUUGGAACAGUAAAAGUGACAUUAAAAGUUUAAGAAGUUACCAGUGGGAUGAAUUUAAGUGGGAUGGCUCAUUAAAAAGUCGUUAAGGAGCUUCUAUCUCUGAAAGCUGUUAUUUUUACAUUACUUUUAAAUUUUAACUGGUGAGAUUGUUAAACCAUCUUGUUUAUAACCAUCUUAUAAACUAAUAAAUUGUAGACAUAGUUACAAGCCAGAGAACAAUAGUAUAAGAGACAACAUUCACAAAAUAGUAGAAAUAACAUUAUAAUAUUGCAUGCUUUUAUCAUAAUGAAAUCGGAGAGUUCUGAAUAAGCAUUUUAAAACUUUUCUCCCUCCUGAUAGCACAAUCAAAGAUGACGGGAAAACUCAAAAUCUGGGAUAUGUGUCAACUUCACCCCUUUGAGUUGUUUUGGAAUUCUCUUCCUUGUUUAUUUCUGUUGCUGAUCCAGGAUAUACUUUGCUGUCCAUCUGUUUGCCAGCAGUGUAGAGGCAGACAAGCUGACUGCCGUGAUUCAGGUCUUUCCAUUGUUCCAAAGAAUUUCCCACAACAUACUGUCUUUGUAUAUUUAAGUGGGAACAACAUAUCACACCUAAAUCCAAAUGAACUGAAAGGCCUCCGGCAACUCGCUGUGCUACACCUGGAUAAUGCUAGCAUUUUAUAUGUGUCCCCAAAGGCAUUUUCUGAACUUAAGAAAUUGUGGUACCUACGUCUGAAUAAUAAUCAAAUAAAACACUUGGAUCCUGGAACAUUUGAAGGACUUUCAAAGCUUCGCUCUUUAUACCUGCAGAAUAAUGAAAUAGCUUUUGUUCGCAAGGGAUUAUUUAGUGAUCUUGCUUCAGUUCAAUAUCUGAUGCUGCAAAGUAAUCGUCUCAGGAUUGUUGGCAGUGGCAUUUUUGUCGGCAUGAUUAGUCUUCGGAUUCUUAACCUAGCGAACAAUAAGAUUUCGUGGAUAUCACACUCGGCAUUUUGUCACCUUGACAACCUUACAUGUUUGUACCUUGACGGUAACAAUUUAACACGUGUGCCGUCAAAUGCAUUUGCUGCAUUGAGCAAUCUUGAAAGACUUUCAUUGUCACAUAACCCGAUUGGAUCAAUACCUCCCUUUGCAUUCAGAGGACUUGACAAGCUUCAAUAUCUAUCUCUAAAAAGUGCCAGAAUAAAAGCUAUCCAUGUGAAUGGCUUUACAGGUCUAAGUAAUCUUAAAAAGCUACUUUUGAGCAAUAAUGAUUUGCAAAACAUCAAUUCCAGUACCUUUGCACUGUUGGAGGAGUUAGUGUUUCUGCAACUUGAUAGAAACAAAAUAAUCAAUAUUGCAGAUAAUACAUUUGAAAAAAUGGGAUCCUCUUUGAAGAUACUGAAUCUAGCAUUUAAUAAUCUUACAGACUUGCAUUCUAAAGUGCUUAAGCCUUUGGUCUCUUUAACUCACUUACAGGCAAAUCACAACCCUUGGAAUUGUGGCUGCAGAUUACUUGGGCUAAUUAACUGGCUAACAUCUUCUUCCAUCUCUAUUAAAAUUCAUUGCCAAAAUCCUUCCUAUUUGCAUGGAAGGCACUUGAAUUAUGCCAACUGGGGUUUGGUUGCAAACUGUUUCAACACUACCACAAGACCUGGAAUAUUCAGGAACGUAAAGCCAGCAGGUAUCCAUCAAAGUACCACUACUUUAUUGAUGAGAUCGGAUAACCCCCCCUCAAGCAAUGCAGUUUAUGAACAUUCAAAGGAUGUGGAAGCAAAUACAGUUACAUUAUGGGCAGAAGUGCCGACCUCAUCAGCUGCUCAAAAUCUGGAUGGAACCUAUUCCAGUAGGAAGCUGAGACAGGCAGCUAUAGUGUUCUCAGUGCUAACGGUGCAAAUACCAGCGCAGAAUAUACCUGUUAAUUUGACCAUGGAAAAAAGCAGAGCAUCUCCACCAGAAUCUACUUCUGUCUCCUUGAAAACAUCUCUAAUCUGCACACAGCAGGUCGAGAAACUACAUCAGGCAUUUGACAUUUUAUUAACCUUUUUUAUUUUGGCCUGUGCUGUGAUCUUCUUUUUGCUCUACAAAAUCAUUCAGUUCAGGCAGAAGCUCAAAGAGCAAAAUGACACUGACAAUGGAAUAGAAUACUAUGGCUUUUAUCAAGCUGGAAGCUACAGCAUAGCGGAUCCAACUCAGCCUGUACCUCAGCACUCACUGGGAAGUUCAGAACUGGACCACGGUCAGCCUCCUAAACCAGCAGCACUUCAAAGCGAAGCGCAGGUCAUCUUAUUUGAACAUUCUGCAUUGUAAUAUACUCGGCAGGGAUUUUUGUGGCUGCAUGUAUGAAGUCUAUAAACAGCAGCAGCGUGAGAUAUUUUGUAGAUGAAAGUUCAACAACUGAUACGCCAGGGGAGGGGGAAAUAUGGUCUGUUUUUUUCAAAUAUUGCCAUAUUUGCUGUCAUAGUUUUUUUUGUAUGAAACUUAAGUUUUUGUGUAUUUGUGUGUGUACACAUACAGACAUGAGGGCCACUGCUUUCAUCACCAACCCUGCUCCCCACCCCUUGUCAAACCCACCCACCCUCUAGACUUCACCAGCACUUCUUCACUCAGUACUAACCCAUUAGACCAAGGCUCCAGCAGCAUGGGCCACCUUUAACAGGCAGUCAGGGCAAGUCAUCUGUCAAUCGCAUAGCACAGGCAUAGGCAAAAUCUGCCUUCCAGAUGUUUUGGGACUACAAUUCCCGUCAUCCCUGGCCACUGGUCCAGUUUGCUAGGGAUGAUGGGAGUUGUAGUCCCAAACAUCUGGAGGGCCGAGUUUGCCUAUGCCUGACAUAGCAUACUUGGUGCAUGAUGGACAAGCGGGUUGCCCCACUUAACCUGUCCAAAUCCUGACACCAGUGGUUGAAAGCCUGACUCAUGCUGAUCCUUCCAAGCUUUUGUGAUCCUCUCCAGCUUUUCUUUUUGCCCCCCCCCCCCGCAAUGUUGGAGGUGCAAAGGAGUGUCAGCCCCACCUACUGCCCUUGCGAAUCCUCCCAUGUGAGACUUCACCAAGCCUUCCUUGCCCCUCUCCCCAGUUAGAUCUUUUUCCAUGAGGAGGAGGGGACAGUGGCAAGUGACCCAAGCGAGUUAUAGAGGAAUAGUUAUGACAGGCUGGGGCAACUCCAUCCUGCUUUCCUGCUGCCCAUUGAAACAGCUCCCAUGAGGUGGGCAACAGUGGUGGCUGCCCUAGCCUGUAAUGACUGUAACCUCUACUGCAUGCCUGGGCUGGUCACUGCUACUGUGAAGGCCUGGCAGCUCUCAGAAGGCUGUUGUCACACUGUAGCUUCCAGCGCCAUCUGUCUGCCACCAAGCUAACUGCUGCAUGACAACAGCCUUAGGCAAAAAUAUCAUGGGAGAUAUAGAUUUCCAUUUUGUUCUGUCUGCCUGUGGAAAAUCAUUCCUCAAGAACUAACUUUGCACCCCUAUGUGUUCAGCCACCUAUAUCAGAUGUUAAGUCCUUAUCUAUCAGGAUCUUAAGAGUUUUCAAAUAUUUAUUUGUAUUAAAUGAUUCAUAGGAGCACUAUAAGGCUACUUACAAAUGAGUAAGUAAAACUGAACUGUAGCUAGCAGCACCAUGAAACUCAGUUACUUUUAGAACUAAAUAGCUUUUAUCGGGGAGAGACUGUGAGAUAACAGCAACAUUGUAAUGCACCAUGCUACUCAACAGAGCGCAGCAGUCUAACAGGAUAGGUAUGUUUGUUCUAAUGAACUGUUUUAUGUGUAUUUAAAGUCUGUCGCCAAUGUAUCAACUGCCUGCAUUUUCCCCAUGAUGGAUCUUUGUCCAGGAUACAUAGACAGAACUAACUAAAGUUAGAAAUUCAUAAGAAAAUCUGUUGAUAUUGUAGAAAUACUAUGUUUUGCAGUUUCUUGUAUCACAAACUGAAGAUAUGUUUUGAGAGGUGCAUUUUAUCCUUGGAACUUAUUAAACUGCAGUUGCUGGAAAAAAUGGAAUGGGAGAGCAACAUCCUAGCACAUAUUUGUGUAGAGAGCUGAAAGAGCCAGUGCCAGCGUGGUUGUUUGUGAUAAUGGGAUUCCAUUCCAAAUAGAUGACAUGAAUCUUUGCAAUGAAUUAUGCUUUAGUAGAGUAACUUAAUUACCAUUGACUCUGUAACUGUUGUUUGUUAAUCAGAUGGGUAAAGUGGAUUAGGUAAUUAUAGCAUCCAAAAAUUAUACUCAGAUUGCCUUGACAACAUGAAAAACUUGUGUGGCUACCCACUCUGUUUUCAGAAGGGCCCAUGUACAUGUCUGUCGUUGCAUAAAUUGAGUCGUGAUUCCUGCAUUUGAGCUAGAUGAGUUGAGCUAGAUGACCGUUAGGGCUGCCUCCCAGCUCUAUAAUUCUGUGAUCUGCUGGACAGUUAAGUGUGCACACCUGUUUUCUGUGAUCUUUCCAACUCCCUUUGAGGUGGAAGAAUCACAACAAUGAAAUACAUUCAAGAUAUCAAUAUACACAUAACACCAGAAGAGCAGUGGUGGGCCUGUUAAUACAAAAUGCAUUACUACAUUUGAGGCAAGCCAGCACAUAUUUUCAAGCAGAUCUGACAGUUCCUUUCCAAAAAUGAAAGACACCUAUCUGUACUACUGUACUGAGAGUAUCUCAAUCAGACCUGAGUGUGCAAACUUAACUACAUAAAACCAGUUUUGUCUAGGAAGUAUUUCAGAGUUGAUUUUUCAAGGUUGCCAGCAGCAUUCCCUAAAUCAUAGAAACCCAAAUUCAAAGACUUAUACAGUGGUACCUCGGGUUAAGAACUUAAUUCGUUCUGGAGGUCCGUUCUUAACUUGAAACUGUUCUUAACCUGAAGCACCACUUUAGCUAAUGGGGCCUCCUGCUGCCGCGCAACGCCGGAGCACGAUUUCUGUUCUCAUCCUGAAGCAAAGUUCUUAACCCGAGGUACUAUUUCUGGGUUAGCGGAGUCUGUAACCUGAAGCGUCUGUAACCCAAGGUACCACUGUAUAGGAGAAGAGGAUCAAGCUUAAUUGGUUAGAGUGUGGUGCUGAUAACGCCAGGGUUGCAGGUUCUAUCCCCAUAUGGGCCAGCUGCAUAUUUCUGCUUUGCAGGGGUUGGACUAGAUGAUCCUCAGGAUCCCUUCCAACUCUGCAAUUCUAUGAUUCUACUGCUACUCCACCCAGAAUCCUCUACACAUCACUGACCCUAGCCUUCUGAUCAACUUAUAUAAUGCUACGGUGUGCCUUGAUCAAGGUGUAUUCAGAACCAAAAUAUUCGGUUGUUUAGCACUAGGAUCCGAUUGAUACUUUUAAACAUUGUUUGGCUGAACACAAACCUCCUCGUGAUCAGGAACCCUUCUAAAGGAAGCUUCUAGGUGCAUCGAGCUGAAUGUACUUAGAAACUGUCUUCAAACCUUCCUAUUGAACCCACGAAGGCCUGAAGUCCAGCCAUCAAGUGGGAACACAGGGGUUUCUUGUGCAUGCUACUGCUCCCUAUUUAAGCCCUCAUGUGUUUGCUCAAAUACCCAAAUAGGGCUACAGUUGUCCUCUCCUUAUAUGUUUAUUUUAAGCAUUUUUACUCCAUCUUCAGCUGAACUGGCUCUCUCACAAUAAAUAAAAGCAGGGCUGCCUCUGCCUCCAGUCUCGUGAUCUAAAAGGCACGACCCCAAAGGGAAAGGGGAUGUGAAAGAAAACAAGCAGACCUCGAGCACCAGUUCUCAAAGUUAAACACUAGUUCUUAUAAUGGCCAUCUGGAAUGGAAACAAUUCACAGAGAGGACGUCAGUAAAGUUCAUCUCCCUAAUCGCCACUAAAUAAAUGUUUCUGUGAUGUACAGGCAAUGACCAUUUCACGCAGGGGUUCUGUUCUCUUACAGAGCCAGAUUUCCCUGGAGAGAGGGAUUGAUUGUUAAACCACUUGGAACUUCAGCCCUGUGAGGCAAAAAAGGGUCUUUUUUAACAACUGAGCACCCUUAGCAAGCUAUAGUUCCCAGGAUUCGUUUGUGAGAAGCCAUGAGCAUUUAAAGUGAUAUGAUAGUGCUUUAAACUUAUACUGCUGGUGGACCCUUACACUGUAAUCCUAACUAUGGCUAGAAGAGUUUGGAUUUGAUAUCCCGCUUUAUCACUACCCUAAGGAGUCUCAAAGCGGCUAACAUUCUCCUUUCCCUUCCUCCCCCACAACAAACACUCUGUGAGGUGGGUGGGGCUGAGAGACUUCAGAGAAGUGUGACUGGCCCAAGGUCACCCAGCAGCUGCAUGUGGAGGAAGCAAACCCGGUUCACCAGAUUACGAGUCCACUGCUCCUAACCAUUAUACCACACUGGCUCAGAAAUCCUACUGAACUCAAUGGUGCCUACUCUUAAGUAACUGGGGUUGGAAUUGCACCCAUAACCUGGGCUGUUGCUUUUAAAAUGAAAGAUUCUGGAAAAUUCUGGAGGGGGAAAUAUGUUCUUGAGAUUCAUUAAAAUUCUUAUGCUUCUAAAAGUCACCAUCUUCUUGCAUUGAAUUUUGCUUUUAUAUUCCCCUUCAUUGGCGAAACCCCUGGACAUGAAGGAAGUGCAAGAAAUAAAAAAAGGUCACCUUUGCAGCAGCCAUAAUAGAUACGAGAGACGCACCCUGCAGGCAUCCCAAGGUGGGGUCAGGCUGACAGAUUAGGUCCUUCACAUUCAUUAAUUCUGAGCUUUAACCACAAGUUGUGGACACUGAGCAACAAUUUCAGAGAUGAGUGUCUGCAUCUUGAAUUUAAUUGUACGCAAGGCAUACCAGUGCUAUUACUAAUUCAAGUUGCCACAGAGCAAGCCAUGCAUUUAAAGAUUUUCCUCCGAUCCACGGGGAAAUCAGCACUUCAGAUGAGGAUUCCCUGUAAAUUGAUAUUCAAGAUCAGAUCCUCAGUUAUCGUUCCCGUCGAUGGACUCCUCCAUAUAGCACUUGGGGCGGUGUACACAUUUCAUUUCUUCUGUUUUUAAUUGGGUUCACUUGCAGGCAUGACAGAUGUUCGGUGCUUUCAGUUUUAACAUUAACUGCUUGGGGCAAGAGGAUUGAUUCCAGCCCACCCCCUUUCCUCCAAUAUGUGAUUGGCACUGUCAGAGCUAACCACGCCAAACCUGUUUGGCAGGUAAAUGCUUGGAGCCAGUUAUUGGGGAGCGGGCUGUGCAAGUGUUGUUUUCCUGGUGUGUGUUCUCUCAUUUUCCCUAUGGCCAGUUUUGCAGUUGCCUACGAGACAGAAACUACAGAAGUUUCUGUAGUUUGGAGUUGCUGCUUGCGAGUGUAAGCUCUAAAUUAAAGGAAGUCGCUUUCCGGAGGUGUUCCCUUUAAAAAGUGCCGAGGAAAUUUCCUGUUUAGUUAGUUGAGCUAAACCGUUUUCCUGUUCUUUUCCAGUAUUAUCCAAGAUAAAUUUUGCGGCAUCAUAAACAUUUCCGUAGAAGGGCUUCACGAUGUCAUGACUGAAGACACGGAAACAAGAACUUUCAAAGAGUUAAGUGAAAUGCUUAAUUUGUUUGCGCCUGCUGCAUUUGAUAAGCUGCCAAGAUCAUCUUGCUCAACCUUGUUUACGAAUGUUAAGAUGAAAUUUGUAUGCUUUGAUACUUAAAAGUGUGAACUAGUGUGGCUGUUCUAGAUUGCCAAUGCCUUAAUAGAGGUUGGCUCACAAAUGUAAGUACCAUAUUUUCCCGUCUAUAAGAGACCUCCAUGUAUAAGACGCCCCCUAUUUCCGAUUUAAGAAAAUGGGGAAAGAUGUAUCUGUGUAUAAGACACCCCCAAAUUUUUGACAUUAUUUUUUAGGGAAAAAACCUAGUCUUAUACACAGAAAAAUACGGUAAUCAUUUUGCAUUCAAGUUUUAUAUACAGCCAUUGACAAAUGUCCAUAUUUAUGUGUGCAUACUUUUUUGUACAGAUGAUCAAGACUUGUUUAGUUUAGAUCAACUUGCAUUGGUAUCAUUGCUUAUAAAGCCUGCUUAAAUAAGCCUCUCGUUUGGAUUUACGGAACUGUAUGCAAUUAUUGAAGGAUUUUAAAGUAGGCAAUUAGGAGCAUAGAUUUUUAGCUAAUGUAGUGCCAACAAACCAUUCCAUCAGCACAAAGAUUUAUGCUUGUGACACCCCCCCCCCCCCAGCACUUCAGAGAGCUUUUGGAGAAAUCCAGAGCAGUUGUCCAAAAAGGAGAGGUGGGGUUCCUGCUGCACAAGCUUAAAUUCCUGUGCAGAUGGGACAGUUACUACACUGAAUACAGGCCAGAAAAAACUGCCUUAGACCGAGUCAGGCCAUUGGCCCAUCUAGCUCAGUACUGUCUCCACUGAUUGGCUGUGGCGCUCCAGGCUCCAAGCUGAGGUUGUUGGCUUGUUUGGUUGCAUGAUAUCUGCACAUGGAUUCAGAAACGACAAAAAAAUGUUCUCUUAUGUGUGAUAGCAAAUAACCAGUGUGGCGUAGUGGUUAGAGUGUCAGACUGGAACCUGGGGGAGCAGGGUUCAAAUCCCCACUCAGCCAUGAAGCUCACUGGGUGGCCUUGGGCCAAUCACUGCCUCUCAGCCUAACCUACCUCGCAGGGGAGGCGGAGAGCUAUGUAUGCCUUAGAGAAAAUGGUAGGGUAUAAAUGCAAUAAAUACAUAAAAAUGCCUGCAGAGGAAAGCAGCAAUUACAGAAGACAUUGGCAUGUUACAAGCAUACUUGAGUCCACUCUUCACUUCCACCUGAAAGUAUUGUUCUGUUGUGUUUCGAUCCAUGUUUUCUCUCAUCCUCAUCAAGAGAUUUCUGGGGUUGCUGGCAUAGCAAUCUGUGAUGAUUGCUCUGGGUGCCUGGCUCAUGAACUCUUUUUACACAGUCAAUUUAUCAUGAGAUUACAAUUCUAGAGACAGGGAAGUAGAGCACUGAUCAAUGGGGCUUUUACAUUCAUUGCCUUCUGUUGCCUGUAUCCAAAAGAAUUUGGAGUGAUGCUAUAAACAGAGUUCAAGAAGCAGUGCAGGUUCCCUCUUGUGUUUAUCUAUUUGUGAACAACAGGUAAAUGUUGUUUUUUGUUUUAUACCCUUGCUUUGAAGCCCUCACACACUAUGGAGCUUUAAAAGUUACAAAACAGAUCUUUAAGGAUCCAAUCGCAGACCCAAAGAUAAACAUAACAUUGCAUUUGUGACCUUGCAUUGCAAGCACAAUUCCCUUUGUACAGUGAACCUAUACGAGGAUGCAACAAACAGUUUGAAUGAGAAGACCAAAAAAAAAAGUAUAUUAGACUUUUAACUUCUCUUGGCAUGCCUAAGUUGAAAGCCCUAAUUUAUUUGCAUCCUGUUUUUUUAGUUGCAUGCUGAUGUCUCUUUCUGAAGAGCCCAAAGUGACGGAAGAAGAAGAGCCUCCCACAGAGCAGGACAAAAGGAAAAAGAUGGUACGUGCCCAGCACUUCGAGUGCCGAAAGAUGUAAUUUAGCCAUGCAUAGACCAACUUUUUUGUUCCUCGGUUUAAUUGCUAUCAUGUCCAUAGUUCCUGAAACACUCAGCCCCAUCCUGCACUGUGCAGUUAGGCUGUGAUGUUCAUGCUUCUACUGUUCAUGUUUGUAGAAACAAGGCAGCAUAGACAGGAUUGUGAUAGCUGGACUUCGGAACAGCAUCUUUGGAUUCUACAGAAAACUAGAACCAUAUUCACACACACACACACACACACAGAGAGAGAGAGAGAGAGAGAGAGAGAGAGAGGGAGGGAGAGGGAGAGAGAGAGGGAGGGAGGGAGACAUAUAGAAGAAAUUAGAAGAUUAAGCCUGAGGAAACUCAAAAUUUACCCAGAGGAUUCUUUAGAAUUCCUUGGAUUGUUUGACUUUUGAAGAGCAGACCAAUGCAUACCACAUCACACGCUGCUUUUGAAAAUCCCCUCAGUUUCAAAAGCAGUUCACUGCCUGGCACAGAGAGCCACUAUUUAAGCAACAUAAGCCCAGUGCCCCUUUGGAGAUGCAGAACUGGUUGUGCAUGUCGUUGGAUCCUAGAAUGCUGCCAUUUGGCCCACCGUUCAUUUGCUUGUUUAUUUCAUGAAAUUUAUACAUUGCUUGCUUAUAAAAAAUAAUAAUCUCAAAGCAGUUUACAAAAAGAUAAGACUAACAUCAACAACAAUUUACAACCUUACUUUAAAACUUACAAAAGUUAAAAUACUAAAACAGAUUAAAGUUACCUCAGAUAUUCUGUUGUAGACUUCAGUUUUCAUGCAAAACUCUGGGGGCCCUUCCUCCUUUGCUUUCUAUAUACCAAAUUGCCAGUAUAUUUUGCUCUAAAGAUUUGAUAAUUAACACUGCCAUUCUUAAAAGUUAUUAAGACUUGGCUUUCCCCAUCUUGUUCACAUCUUAAUUUAGCACCUCCAGUGCCUGUAAUCUGGAGCAGGGAACUUAAUAAUCUAACCUUUUGCUUUUUAAAAACAUAGCUCAGGGCAGUUUAUGACAGACUGAGGAGUUAUUCCUCACAAACUGAGAAUAACUUACUCCUGCUUGGAAUAACUGCUUAGAGCUAAUAGCUUUUUUUAAAAAAAUAAAAAAUAGAGUGUUGAAAAAAUGUGAAAUAAUGGCUUGAAAAUGAUCACAUGGAUAAUUUAGUAUGCAGUUGAUUAAAAAAACUACACAUAUGUACACACACACAAUAUGCAUACUUAUAUGUAUAUGGUCUGCAAAACUUGCAAGAACAAGAUUAUAAAUGGGGGGAGGGAAUGCUAGAUAACUGGUGAUAACUUUAUUGACCAGUGGUUCCACAUAGUAGGGACUGGCAUUUGGUUCAUUCUCCCUCCUCUGAGUGAGCAGCUGGUGUGAAUUUGAUGCUCCAUGCUAGCAGAGACCCAGAAAACCUGAUUCUGUCCUCUGACUAAAGCGGGUAGGAAGAUCACAUGAAGAAGUCCUUGUGUGUGACUCGGCAAGAGAGCUUGCUAUCCUAGCAACUGAGUGCUAGUCCCAGCUCAUAGGGCAAGGAAUAGGAAUGUUCAUACUCCCGUUUGAAACAGAUUAGGAAGUUCAUCCUGAGGCUAGUUUGCUUUCAUGCCCAGUUUUUAAAUUAGUUUUAUUUCAAAUCAUUUGCCUUUCCUGAUUAUGAAGUUUGUGGGAACCACCAGCUAUAAUGAUAGGCUAAUAGAACAAGGAAGGAGUCGGUGAUUGUCAUGCAUGUGGGCACCAAUGUCACUUGAGAUUUGACCACUGGCCCCCAAACCAUGGGUAUCCAUACGCUCUUGCUUCACUGGUCAAUAAUACUUCACAAUAUAUCCAGUUCCUUUAAAGAAUGUGUUCUGCAAAAGAAGGGGUGGGGAGUGUUCGUUUGUCAUUUAAUAUUAUCUCAAAUACCGAUGGUGUUCCUCACUGCUGAAAAAUCCAGUUGUGUUCUCUCAACACAACUCUAUCACCCACAAAUUGAAACUCUGCUGUUCUAAUUGGCCCUGUACGUGACAGGAAUAACAUUCCUGAAAAGUAGAAUUUUAAAAGUUUUACUUGAUAAUCUAAAUUGAGUUUCAGGGCGCUCAUUCCUAUAUUUCCAACGGCUUCACACUACAAAACGUUACUGCACAUAGACAAUGAUCAGAAAUACGAGGGAAGUAUUUUAUUUUAUUUUAAAUAAUAUUUCUUAAUUUUCAACCGUUUAGACACAACAAAAUAGAAAAAACAAAAAAAGAAAAAGAACAAGCAUAACAAAAUAAGACAUAAACCAUUUAAAACACAAAACAAUUUCAUUCUCUUAUUUCCACGACCUCCUCACACCUCCCUUUUUGUAUUCCACUUCUGUUAAUUGUUUCAGCAAUUCCUUUCCAUCUUCCUCUGUUUUCUAUCCUAUAAUUAUCUUAACAUAUUCUAACCUUAUUUUUCCCUUUAAUACUCUGUUAAUCUAUUUAUACUUAAUUCCUUUUAGCAUUUCUACUAGAGCCAUAUAACUUCAUUCCAACAUUUUUCUUACAUUCAUUAUUUUUACAGUAUUUCUAUAAAUAGUCUUAAACUUUUUCCAGUCUUCUUCCACCGACUCUUCUCCCUGGUCUCGGAUUUCUGCCAGUCGUUUCCGCCAAUUCCAUAUAGUCCAUCAACUUCAUCUGCCAUUCUUCCCGAAUAGAUAAAUCUUGUGUCUUCCAGUACUUCACAAUGAGUAUUCUUGCUGCUAUUGUUGCAUACAUGAGAAAAGUUCUAUCCUUCUUUAACACCAAUUGGCCGACCAUGCCCAGGAGAAAGGCCUCUGGCUUCUUCAAAAGGGUAUAUUUAAAUACCUUUUUCAUUUCGUUAUGAAUCAUCUCCCAAAGUGUCUUAAUCCUUGGGCAUGUCCACCAAAGGUGAACUCUAAUCCUCAAAUUCGUCUGUUUUUCUUUAAGUUCAGUCAUAGCAAGCGUCAACUUAUGUUCAUCAGGUUGCCUCUGUAGGGCUGGGGCUCUCUUUCUCUUUCUCUCCAGUUGUGUUACUUUACAUUCAGCAACAACAGCGAGGGAAGUAUUUUAGGAUUCCAUAGUGAGACACAGCCAUGCUUCCGUGAAGUGCAUGUAGUUGCUCUAGAUUCUGUAGCCACCCAAUGAGUCACAGAUGUCCAUAUUAUAAUUAAGCAAGUUACAGUGAUUAAAACUAUAAAUUAAUUCCAGGGAGGUUUAUGGUUUUGUUUCUAUGGGAAAAAAUGACUCACAUGAGAGAAGUAAAUACUGUCUUUGCUGGUAUGUCCUCCUAAGUUAAAUGGAACUUACCUCCAAGUGGGUGUGCAUAAGAUUGCAGCUUCAGAAUUAGAUAUGUUUUGCUUAUAAGCCUAUAGCUUGAAAAUGUUACAGCAGUAUGAAACACUAAUCAUCAUUAAUGAGGAAUAGAAGCAGAAGAAAGACAUAGUCCAACAUGCAAGAAUAAAAGACAUAUUUUGUAUAAGACAGAAGUAAGGCAAAGGGAGAUUAUUUCCCUAUAUGAACGACAAGAAAUAGAAAAUUACUAUCCAGGCUCAUUAAUGGAAUUUUUUUUCUACUUAUCAAAGGUUCUAAUGAGGUUUGGGGGGUUUGCUGAAAACUUGGCUGGUUUACCUAGGCCUUACCUGGCUGCUAAUACUAGGUAUAUUACACUUGAACUGCUGACACCAACACUGAAGGGAUCAGAGAAACAGAAACUCAGUUCUGAAAUGUCUCAACUUGUGAAGUUAGACUAUAGUACUUUAAAGUUUGGUGAAGAAUGCCUCCUAUUGGCUAAGUGAAGAACUAUCACAAACCCUAGGAAUUAGAAUGACAAUAAUUCCAUUUUUCAAUUUUUUUUGGUCACAAAGUUAAAAUCAUUUUUCUUUCUACAGAAGUAGAUUUAGUGACUUCUGAGCCACUUAAAGUCAUAACGCUUCUUGGGUUUUUGAGAGCUUCUUCUGCUUUCUCCUUGAAUCUGAUUAGUCUGAAUGGCCUUGUUUGUGAUUAGAAUUAAGAUUUGAUCUGAUUGGUGGUCCUCAGCAAAAUUUCUGGGAGCCAUUUUAGCACUGAAAUCCUAAAUCAUCACAAAUUGUAUUCAUACAGACAAAAAGACAUUUGUGUGCUGUGAAUGUUUAUUAUGCAUUGAGGUAGCUACAGUGGUACCUCGGGUCAAGAACUUAAUUCGUUCUGGAGGUCUGUUCUUAACCUGAAACUGUUCUUAACCUGAAGCAGCACUUUAGCUAAUGGGGCCUCCUGCUGCUGCUGCAUCGCCGGAGCAUGAUUUCUGUUCUCAUCCUGAAGGAAAGUUCUUAACCCGAGGUAAUAUUUCUGGGUUAGCGGAGUCUGUAUCCUGAAGCGUAUGUAACCCAAGGUACCACUGUAUUUUAUUUCUAUUCCACCCGCUUUCAUUCCAAAUGAAUAUAUCAUAAUUUCAAAUUUUAAAAUACAUAUAUCUUGCAGUCCAUGAGCACACACCAAAAGGCCCUCAGCUACUAAUGUGAUUUCCAAGUGGAUGGAUUUAGAUGCCAAAAACCACACAGUAGCCUCUUCGGAAUUUUACUCUGUGGCAGGUACAACCAUAUGAGUAAGCAGUCAUUCACAACCUCUGACUCAUACAGCAAAACCCUAUCAUAGCUGUUCCAAAACACAUGCAAAAAAAAAAAAAAUGUGUUUUAACACUUAAUCCAUCCAUGUUGUGUGAUACUAUUAGAACCUCUCCUUAUGAUAAGCACUUAAGGGGCUAUUGCCUAACUCCCAGUUGCCUGAAUACACUCUUUAUUAUGUGUUUGCAGUUGAUUUGUAGUUAGAAUUUUUCAGCUGGUUCAGAGUACAUGGAUUUUUAUGCUGAGAUUCUGAGGCGAAAACUAAACACUGGGUGCAAUUGCACAUUGCCAUGGCUUGCUGUGAAUGCACAUGGCUUAGUAGUGCAUGCUGCUGAAUCAUUCCUGUUUUGUUCCUCCCUUUCUUGGCCUGGGAGCCAUGGCUUGAAGCACAAAUCUUGGCUUGCCAUGGUGUGUGAACCUGUGUUAAUGGUUUGUUUCUCUGCAAACAAACCAGAGUGCCAGGCCAAGAUUAGUUAUUGGCUUACAUGGUUUCUUUUGGAGAAACAAACCAUGAGCAUUGGUCCACAUGCCCUUAUAGACAAAGGCCAAGGUUUGUUCCUUCCAGUUCAGUGAAGGGAGGACAGAAGUGGGAGCGAUUCAGCAACGUACUCACUGAUUGUUCAUGAUAAACCAUGGUACUUCACAGAUUCUGUCAUGGUAGGAAAUGGCAUAGGAAAGACAAGGAAACUCAGGGCUGCUGCUUUUUGUAAGCUCUAGUUCCAGUCUUACAAUUCCUUAUAUUGUAGUAGAAAAAAAUAUAAUCUUGCUUAUUAGAACCAGCAAUAUAUAUUAAAAACCCUAUUUUGUGACUUAAUCUUUGUUUAGCGUAAUAUGCUUUGAAAAUCUUUAAGAACAUGCUGAUUAAUCAUGAGUAAUUUUUAUUUGCAGGAUGUAAUAGCAUUACAUUAUGAAUUGUGGUUUGUUUAGUUUCCCCCCCCCCCCCCAUUCUACCCUGUAAUACACUCUAAUUGAAAAAUACAUUAAUGACUGAAACAAUUUGUCUCUUUGUAGUGAUUGAUUUCAAAGAGUAUAAUUAGGUUACCUCUCAUUUAUUGACAUGAGAUCACCUAGAAUAAGUUUUUGAUUCAUUAAGCAUGAAAUCAAAUCUCAUUAGCAUCGUACUUCAUUUGAAUUUGGACGUUUUCGAUACAUUCUUCAUUGAGUGUAAAUGAUAUAAAAUUAUUAUUCUAGCACUGUUUAAUGGGGGCCAGUAUGAACCGUAUAUAUUAAUGAAAGGAUGGAGACUUUGGGGUAAGCGUAUUGUUGAUCUCACCUGGGGCAAGGAAGCAUUUUAUAACUCUUUGAUCAGAUGAUCAAAUCUUGGCUUAAUAAGCCAGACAUACACAGAGCCAACUUUAAAGUUGUGAAACGAGGAGCAAAGCAGUUGUGUGUGGGGUCCAUAAAGCUUGUACAUGCCAGGAUUUAAUCAUCCAAACAAGUAUACUAAUUUUAUUUCUUACAUUUUAGUCAAGAUGCUCUAAAAUUAAGGCGCUUUAGAAAUAUAUAUUGCCUUUUUGAAGGCGCACUCCCCAAAGCAAGUCCUAAAAGGAGGUUGCUGUAUGUGUAAACGAACAUAGAUUUUUUCAUAGAAGGUACAUUAUAAAAUAUUGACUGUGUUUCCACCUGAUAGUGUACGUAAAUUAUGCUAGAACAUAAAUUUAUUAAUUCAGUUCUCAGUGAAAUUGGUAGUUUAUGGGUUUUCCCCCAUCCCCUAACAGCUUUACUGCUUAGCAGCAAUAAAGCUGCCAAAAUACAAAACUAUGGAGCAUUUAAGUCAGCAGUGUAGAAUUACAGGUGUUGCUUUUAUUAGCAUGCUAUAUUUGUAUGCCAUCUUUCAGCAGGAAUUUCCCCAAAAUGCUUCAUGUAAAUAUGUUGAAAACUAAAGUAUAAUAUACAAUAAAUUAGAAUCAAGGCUAGAAACAGCAAUACAGAUUUCUGAACAAAAGCCAAAUUAUCAGCCCCCCCCGCCCAAAAGCUCAAUUUACCAAUAGCCAAAGUUUGCCAGUUUUCAAUAAGAUGCAAGAGAAAUUGAGGUCAUAUCCAUACCACACAUUUAAAGCACAAGGCUUAAAAAAAUCCUGGGAUAGAAAAAUUCCCAGCAUCCUUAUCAACAAACAGUUCCCAGAAUUCUUUGGGGGAAACUGUGUGCUUUAAAUGCAUGGUGUGGAAAUACUGUAGUUCAGGGGCCACCACAGAAAAAGCCCUCCUUUCACCUCACAGCCAAGUAAGACUUGCUGACAGUAAAGCCUGGGCACAAACCCAAGUUUGUGAUAUCUGUGUUGUGUUGUUUCACUAAAGACAGUCUUUUUAGUGCUAAUGUUUUACUUUAAACAUUUGAAUAUUCUUUGAUUAAACCAUAAUUAUAAGAUACGAGCAAAAAUAGGCAUUAAGUGGCUGUGUAGCCAGACAAACUUUCUAAUGGAGUAAAAAAUAAAAAUGCAACAAUACACCGACUAAUUGUACAAAGUAUUAAUUAUUAAUGUGAUUUUCAAAUUGCUUUUCUCUAGGAUACUUAAGCACUUGGGACUAUUUAGUCUCAUUGCCUCAGAGACAUUUGCAGAUCUGCCUAAAUUUCUAAAACCCAGUUAAAUAUUAGUCUCUUGGCACUGAUGUUCAUUCCGCGGUGCAGCUUGUUGUGUUCUUAUGGAAAUGAAACAGCAGCGGCAGCCAUUGCCACAAAGCUAGUUUUUAAUUUCCAAAAAAAUGCCUCAAAUAGCAUAGUCAGGCAUCACAUAUUGGAGAUGGGCCCCUCCUAAAAGCACGUGCAGAGGGUGUGUGUGUGUGUGUGUAGUUAUUACUUAUUUAUUUCUAUCCUAUUUAUAUGCCAAAACGGCCACCUCACAGCAACCCACCACACCAAGCAGUCACUGCUUUUAACUAACUGCUAGAUACACUGGGUUGUAACCAACUGUGAAUAAUUGGGCAUGCGGACUUGACUUCCAUGAACGCAGUGGGACUUCCCUCUCCCUGCUCCCCCGCCACCAAUGUAUGGGGGAAGUUCUGUGGAGCUUGCGGAAGUUGUUCCAAACACACAGUGAGUUUUUUGGACACGGCCCUUAAUCUGGGAAACUGUACAUGGCUAUAACAUCUACAUGGGACUCAGGUGGUGCUUUUGUCUAAACCACUGAGCCUCUUGGGCUUGCCAAUCAGAAGGUCGGUGGUUCGAAUCCCCGCAACGGGGUGAGCUCCCGUUGCUCAGUCCCAGCUCCUGCCAACCUAGCAGUUCGAAAGCAUGUCAAAGUACAAGUAGAUAAAUAGGUACCACUCCGGCGGGAAGGUAAACGGAAUUUCUGUGCGCUGCUCUGGUUCGCCAGAAGCGGCUUAGUCAUGCUGGCCACAUGACCCGGAAGCUGUACGCCGGCUCCGUCGGCCAAUAAAGCGAGAUGGGCGCCGCAACCCCAGAGUUGGCCACGACUGGACCUAAUGGUCAGGGGUCCCUUUACCUUUUAUAACAUCUACCUUUGUAAUGCCAACAUUAGCUUUGUACAUUUCCACAUUGAUCACUUUUAUUCUGCUGGAUUCUGGAAAUACAAUAGCUUUAGUAAACUUCCAUUUUAACAUUUUGUUGGGAUGCGGCACAGCUAACUAAGCUGUUCUAUCAAGGAAGCUGCUGCCGGCUAAAAAUAUUUUGGAGAGGCUCUCAUAAUUAGAAAACUGCUAAGGUUGGUUAAACUAGUCUGACAGAAUAAGUGAUUUCUUAUUGUUGCCUAGGGAGAUGAGAUACUAUUAAUAAGUUGACAGUUAAACUGCACAGGAUGAAGCAGGGCUACAGCACUAUCCCUAUUUAGGUCUUUGUUCAGACAACAAUACUGUGACAGGCAAAUCGUUAAUUUGAUAAAGUAGUACAUAACAAUUUGCAGAACAAAAUUGCAGAAUUUAGCAAAUUAUUUUUUUCAGUUGCUCUUACAUGAUUAAAAAGAAAUAUAUAUCAAGACAUCUCUUUUUCUUACAUCCCAUUCUCUGGUCCCACUGCAUAAUGGCACCAUAAGGUACACUUUUUGGCAUCACAGAAGACAAGAGUAACGUUGGACGGGGGGAAGACACAAGCAGGUCUAGAAUUGAAACUUCUAGUUCUGCAAAGUGACUCUCUAACCACACAACCACAGGGACAAACAGGAGAAAGGAUUAGAGAGUGUUCAAUCUCAGAAACGAAAAGAAUUUGAGGAUGGGAAAGAUUUGGAAACCUUCUUCCAACAGAGCUGUUCUUUAUUUCAAAAGAGUAUAAGAAAACAGAGUUUCUUGACCUGUAAUGGACAGGUUCCAGGCUUUCCAAGCAAAGAGCAUCCAUAUUUGUUUUUGUUCCUAAUAUAAUUCCUAUUAAUAUAAUUCCAAUAACUAUCUUAUUGAUGUUUGUGGUGGUAAACUCACUUUUAAUUUUAAACCCAAUCCCAAACCUUGGACACAGACGCUACUAUUAAUUCAUUAUAAAUCACCAUUGUAAAUCACCAUGUAAGCUUCUGUUUGAAGGUAUAGUUUGCUAUUUUAGAGUUUUCUUCAAGUUUCUCUCCCCUUCAUUGAAUGAUUUGGGGGAGGGUAUUUUUAAAAUCAGUCAAUCUGUUGUAAAUGCAGUUUUAAAAAAUAGCUAAUGUUACAUGACAUAAGGUGCUUUUCUCAAACAGAACUUUGCAAUUUAUGUUCUCAGUUUCCCUGUAGAUUUCCCCAUAGAUUUCUCUGAACAAUAUCUUGCACAGUUAGAGGACAUGGUUGUUUUUAUGGCUGAAGGAGAUUCUUCAGCAAUUACUUGGGAAGGUGAUAGUCUCAAUUUCCAUAGCAAUUCUGCUUCGUAGUUGAGGUCUUGAAACUUGGUAUUUUCUAAACCUUCACUUUUGAAACGUUGCCAGAAGGCACUGUGUGUAUCUCACAGAGCACUGGAGAAUUGAAAGAGACCCCACAGCCUUCAAAUAAUAAAUAUAUAUGUUUAUAAUCAGAGGGAGAAAGAUCAGUCAGACCAAUCCAAAAGUAAUACUGCUUGACAUUUGGGCUGAGGCUGUAGCUCUGUUGAUGUGCAGAUCUUAACACCUAUUUGCUUUGCCUUACACUUUUUUAGCCUGGGUAUUCUGAGCUAUUUCUUGGUGAAACAUCUGUCUGAGUUGGCUAAUGAGAAAUUUAACAGUGGUACUUAAGCUUUUAAAAUUUCCUGAGAGAGGUAAAACUGCAAAAAUGAAGAUAUCUGUCGUUUGGGGAUGUGAGCAAUGUUAAAUUAAUGAGCACUGCAGCUAAAGAUUAAUUUCAAUGGAUGAAAUAGCAGAGUUCCUCUUUGGAAGAAUUUGGAACGGGCAGAUGUAAGAAUUGCAGAAAACAAAAGCUUUUUUUUUUUUUUUACUCCAACUUAGAUUAUAAAAUAGAUGAAUGAGUCAUCGUUGCCCUGGGUCUGCCUGCUGUUUUCAUUAUUAUAUAUUGUUCUUAUCUGUAUCCCACAGCUUGCACUGAAGGAUCCAGUACACUCUGUGUCGCUGCAGCAAUUUGUAUAUGAGAAGCUAAAAGCACAACAGGAAUUGCUAGGAGAACAAGGCUUUCAGGCGCUCAUGGAAACUGUGGAUACAGAAAUAGUCACUCAACUCCAAGACUUCUUACAAGGCUUCUGAAAAAGCAGAGACAAAAAUUUCUACUUCUCUUUUCUUCACUUCAACAUUAUAAGGGCAAACUAAGCAGCCUUACAUCUAACUGCAAAACCCAGCUUUUAAGAGAGAAUUUCUUUUGGCAGCUACGGAAAAAGAGGCUAUGGCGCUGGAUUAUUGUUUUUUCCAAUUAAGACAAGAUUGAAAUAAUAAAUAUAAACUCUCUUCUAAUUAGUUUUACAUGCUUGUUUCACGAAAAUGCAAUUUGCAUAUGGAGUAAAGGUUUCCGCACACGAGAGGCUAUAAAAGCAGGUGUUUAAUUUACUGUUUGUAGAAUGGCAGUGGGUUUGAUCUUCCAAUCAUGUGCUCCUAACACUUAAGAAAUAGUGGCUACAGAUAUUUUUUUUCCUGCAAGGAUAUCAGCUCUCUUAGACUGCCUUACACUUUUGUUUACUAUUCAACUUGUAAUAAAAUGUAAGGUUUGAAGAGUGAAGGGAAGGAAUGUGAGGUGAGCAAGUCCUCAACUGAGUCUUCAAUUUAAAUAGUAUAAAUAGUGGCAAGUAUUCUAAGGGUUUCCUCUAUGGGGAGUUGGACGUCUUUUGCAAAAAAAGAAAACCAAUAAGGUCAUCCAAAUGUUUUGAAUUUACUAUGUUGAUUACCUGUAGAAUGUAAAGGUUUAAUAAAUUUGCUUUUGUCUUAGCUCCUCAAAAAUUAUUUUGAUUUAAAAUGUAGCACGUGGACCCAGUGGUGGAUUUCUCUAUGUGUGAGUUCAAAAUUGAUAACCUGGUCUCAGGAUGAUGGGAGGUGAAUAUAUUGAAUAUAUUAUACACCCUAAAUGAACAUGGUGCUUGGGUAUAUGUAUCCUGCGCCUCCUUUAAAAUGGUUAAGUGUUGUGAGAUAGCACUUAAUAUCUUCUGGCUGAUUCUAGGAGAAUGGGAACGACAGACCUCAAGUCUAUCUGGGAAAAUGAAGAAGGCUACACAUCAAGGAAAGGGAGUUGAGAAACUUGUAGGUUCCCAGAACCUUCAUUCCAUUUCCUCCUAUCUCACUUCCUAAUCUCCUAUUUUAAGAAGAGGCUUGGUUUUUUUUUUCUUUUUAGGCAAGGCUUCUUAAGUCCACCUGUUCUCUAAUGUAAGAAAUCAAUUUUUAAGGAAACGAAUCAGAAAUAUGCAAUCAAAACGUUAGUAUGAUACUUGCUGCAGGAAGCUGGCAACUCUAUGCAACUGUGGGGAGCCAAGUUUGCCAUGUAAACUGUAGGUUACAAAGUGUACUAGAAAAUAAAACCUGAUGUUUCCAGAAUUCAAAA
Messenger RNA from Podarcis lilfordi (Lilford's wall lizard), 79130 nucleotides. The record is from the annotation of a GenBank genome assembly. Lineage: Eukaryota; Metazoa; Chordata; Lepidosauria; Squamata; Lacertidae.